Molecule: messenger RNA, 52080 nt
Organism: Pelobates cultripes (western spadefoot toad)
Lineage: Eukaryota; Metazoa; Chordata; Amphibia; Anura; Pelobatidae
Source: the annotation of a GenBank genome assembly
AGCGAGUCUCUCUAUCAAUACUCAGCGAGUCUCUCUAUCAGUGCUCAGUGAGUCUCUCUAUCAGUGCUCAGCAAGUCUCCUCUAUCACUACUCAGCGAGUCUCUCUCUCUCUAUCAUUGUUUUGUGAGUCUGUCUAUUAGUGCUUUGUGAGUCUCUCUAUCAGUGCUUCGUGAGUCUCUCUAUCAGUGUUCUAAGUUUCUCUAUCAGUGCUCAGUGAGUCUCUCUAUCAGUGAAUGUCUCUCUCAUUGCUUAGUGAGUCUCUGUAGCUGUAAGGCUCUCUAUCAUUGCUCAGUGAUUCUCUCUAUUAGUGAGUCUCUCUAUCAGUGAAGUGCAUGUAUCAGAGGGAGAGCCAGUGUCAGUCAGAAGUGUGAGCCUCUCUGUGUGAGGAGGAGGAGCCGGGGAAGGGCCGGGCAGCUGCUCUCAGUGUGUCGGUCAGACAGUGUCUGUCUCCGGGCUGUUUGCUGCAGCAUGCGGGGGAGAGGGCUACGACCCCCCAUGUGAGCACUGGACGUCCUAUGGGAGGCUGACCCCUCGGGCUGGGCAGGCUGAUGCAGCCGACAAGGUGAGUGAACAUUGUGGGGAUGAGAUUUCCUUCCACAGAUUCUCCUCUAUCUAAUCACUUCUUCAAUGAUAUCUGUGCCGUACAACUCAUACAGGAGUCUACCCUUCACACAGAAUCCUGAAUACCUACAGAUACAUGGAACAAACCCACGGCAUUCUAUCGUUUAUUUAUUAUUUAUUUAUCAAAUAUUUUACCAGGAAAGAUACAUUGAGAUUUCUCUCGUUUUCAAGUAUGUCCUGGGUGUCCUAUAGUGCAACAAACUGAUAUGGACCAUCUCUCUAGGACAGUACAUCACACUUUAAUAUAGCCCAUUCUAACACGCUGCACUUCAGAAUAAAACAAAAAACAUUUUUGAUAAGAACAUUUAUAAAUAAAGAACUCAUUUAAAUACAUCCCAGCUCAGAACACGGUCUGUAUAUAUAGUCUCUAUAUCCUGUCUGUGAGCUAGAUUAUGUCUGUUUUUUUUAUGUCCUGUCUAUGGUCAGUUAGUGGGUCUCUAGGUCCCUGAGAUCCAUUUCUCCGUUUGGACCCCCUAAUGAUGCUGAUAUCCUAUAUGCUUCUAAUCAUAGCUGUGUGCAUUCUCCGGAACUCUAUAUUACCAUCUGUUUCUUAAAAUCAUAUUUAACCCUUGAAGGUCUAGAAGGGCUAGAAACCCAGUAAGAUCUUAUAAUUUCUUGCAAUAUUCCAAAGCGUCAGGAACGAACAUUACAUUCACAGCAGGCAUUUGUAAACUAUCAAAGUAUCACAAUGCAAUCUUGUACUUACAAUUAUUUGUGUGAAAGGUUAAUAGGAUCAUCUGCUGUUUGACCUGUCAUUCAACAGGUUAAAACUGAUUAAUGUUUGGGUUGUAGAAUUCCAAGACAAUUGACUGUGACAUAUGCGUUGACAUCAUAAAAUAAGUAAUUAUUAUGUCAUAUGCAUAUCCAUACAAUGUUUUCUACAAUGCAUAGGUUCUACAGUUAAGUGCAGUUUUGAUUUUAGCACAAUGUAAAAAGCAUAGCGUGUAUCAAUCAGACGAGCUAUUGUCUCUCUUACAUAUAGCAGUGUUAAACAAAAGAUAUGACUUUGCCCAUUUAAUAUGAAAAUAAAGUCGGAGUGAAAUGUAUAAGAUUUUUUCCAUUUUAAAAUACUUUCAUAAGUGUCAAACCGCAUACUGUAUUUUAACUAUAUAACAAUAGCAAAGUAUUAUUUUAUUUAUAAAUAUAGAUUUUUGUUUAUACAAUAAGGCACCAGAAGCUAGCGUACUGUAUAUGUCAAAAUACUUUCAAAUACGUUCAUAUAAUUACAGGCACUUGUCUUUGUUCAUCAAGUUCCUAUAGACUGUAAGCUUGUUUGAGCAGGGUCCUCUUCAACCUAUCGUUACUGUAAGCUUUCUUGUAAUUCUCCUAUUUAUAUUUAAAUCCCCCCUCUCAUAAUAUUGUAAAGCGCUACGGAAUCUGUUGGCGCUAUAUCAAUGGACAUAAUAAUAAUAGCAAUAAUUUGUCUAAUGCUAAUUUUAAAAGGGCCACUGCUUUGUUGCAGUAUAGUUUGUUUAACAAAAGGAGAUGACUUACAUAAACAUGCAGCCCCUCUAUCCGAAACACAUCAUAAUCCUUAAAGCCAUAAAGGAAAAGAGACUGUAUGCAAAGUAAGUCUUUACCGUUAGUGCCAAUGUUGGAUUUUAUAUAGAAAUAGUAAUCUUAUUUCUGUCUCUUAAAAUGUAACAUGAUGAAUUUGCAGAGUUAAACUGACAAUACGUUUCAUAAAACAAUUUAAACAGGUUGACAUGUAAAAAAACAUAAUAUAGAUGUCGUAUGUGUGUGUUUGUGUGUGUACGUGUAUGCAUACAUGCAGUGGAUAAAAAAAAAAAAAAAUAUUAAACUGUGACAUUCAUAUACACACACGUCUAGCAUUGCAAUACAGAAGAUAAGCCAGUUAGCCACUUUCUAUAGUAUUUAUUCACAUCACAUUGACUCCCUUGGUGUUUUACAUAUGUUACGGGCAAAACGCUUUUAUCCUUAGGAAUAAAGCUGUGAGUCAUGUAAAAUGAGACACAAUCAUCAAACCGUGUGUACAUAAUGGCAUUGCCUAUUUAUUCGACUUAGUGCAGGCAUCCAUGCCAUUGGCAUCACAAAAGUGUUUGCCUUAAAUGUGAUGGAGCCUAGUAAUAAUAACAAAACAGAAAAAAGAACAGAAUACAAUGCCAAAUGCAUUUAUCACACUCACUAUGGCAGAAGAAGCAUUAAGGAUCUAGUCUUAUGUACAAAAGAGAAACUUUUGUGUAAAAGUGAAAGGAUUUUCCUUUUCGUAAAUAAGUCUCUUUUAUACAUAACAGUGGUCUUAACCUUUUAUUUUUUAUUUUUUUUAUUUUUUUUUUACAAUGACUUAACUUGUACACAUGGCAUUAGCUUGGCAGCAUAUUUGCCUUUUGUAAAAUGUAAAAUUAGCUCAGUGAUGCAUUCAGCUGUGUUACAUGUUCUAGAAUAAAUUCUGAAAAAUACUUUCAUUAAUCUUUCUCCAGCAUCAAAGGAGUCUCAAUUGCACUGGAGAAGGCUGUGCCCCCAACGUUAAUUUAAAUUUAUUGUGGACAGGUGCCUGUGGCUUGAUGAAUAUGUUAUGCCUGUUCCAACCAGUGGGGACAUACUGAAAACAGCACAUGAACCUAAUUUUGGGUGCAGAUCAAUGGGUUAAAGGCCAUCGGUUUAGCAUAUAGAUCAUCUGCUCAGAGUGAGCAUUCAAUGGUGUAAAAAAAUAAGGCUCUUGGUAAUAAUGGUGUCAGUUUGGUUUUAUAUGUAUAUAUUUACUUUAGAUUAAUAUUUAAAAUAACUCUUUUCGAAUCACCAAUCAGCUCAAUAUUGUUGAUAUUUUAAAAAGACAAAACGUGCAAGCUGGGAAGCUCUAGCUCUUAAGUAGCGUUGGUUCCAUUUUGCCCCCAGUUAGCAUUCAGAUGGGUUCUAUAUAUAUAAUGUGAUGUCUGGCCUCAGGAAAACCAUCUCCCCAAUAAUAUACUGUGCUCCACAAUCUUUAGUCUGCUCUGCAGGAGUGAACUGACUAGUUAUGGUGCCUAAUGGGACAGAGUAGAAAUGGAAAUUUGCCCAUCUGCUGUACUCAUAGUGUCAACUCCAUUGGUUCCUUUAGCCAAAUUAUCUUGUGUUAUGUUUUAUCAGUGGGAGUUGUGUUCCUCUCUUUUUUAGAUAUAAUAAAUCUCUAAAUUAAGGUUUCUGUUCCUUAUUGCAGUCUCCAGUUGAGGCAGCGUGAAUUCUCUUUUCUUUAGAUUUCUUUGUAUCGAGGAAUGAACUGAUUUAUUUUCUUUAUAGCUGUAAUAGAUAGUGGUUAUACAUGUAUAUUAAUACCUAUGAUAUCAUUAAGCUUCUAUUUUUUUUGUACAUUGAACAAAAGCUCACUUGCAGGGAGUCUGCUCAAAAGGUACAAUUUCUUUAUUUUACAAUUGCUAACAUAAUUAAUUAUAUAACAAACUGUGAAAUAAUGGUUUUUUUUUUUACUAUCUUUAUAUUUCUGAAUAAUGCAAAGUAUAAUGAAGUAGAGAAAGAUACGGAAAAUAGUGUAAUAUUAAGAAUUUUUUUUUUAAUAUAAUUAAGUUCAACAAAUUUUUCUGUCAAAUAUUCCUAUAAGUAAAUUUUAUAGAAAAAGAAAGAAUGGUGAAGAAGAGAUUACCGUGUAGUUCUGAAAGGUUUAAAAAUAAAUGGUGGAAUAAGAUAUCCAUACAUUAUUCAGAUUAUUCAGUCAAAUUAGUGACCAAGAUAAUCAUCCAUCAAUAUGAUAAGGGUUAGACUGAGCAAGCUUUAAUUCAUUGUAAAGAUUGUAUAUUGACAUAUUGAUUCCUAACAUGUAAAUAUAUUUUUAUAUAACGAUUGCCUUACAAGGUAAUUAGAGUUUAAUCCCAUGAGUGACAGUCGUGUGCCCAACACUUUGCGAUCAGGUGAUCACACCUCUAACACUCAAGAGUUCUUGGAAGAUACACCAAAAAGAGUUAACAGGUGCAGUGGUUUCCACUAGCUCAGGAAACAUCGAACAUGUUUUACUAUAAUGAUUUCACCAGAGGAGAACUUUUAAUUUCCAUUAAGCAUGCACAUUUUCCAUUAUUUGCGUUUAAUGAAAAGCUCUCCAGUGUGGGUUGGUGAGGUCCACUCAACUUCCUGGAAAGAUUGUUUCAGAAAUAUCUCAGCAAAUCACCCUAACAGUUGACAAUCUCUGUAUGUAAUUUUAUUCCACACUCAUUACAACUCCAAAUAUAUACUCUAUGAAAAUAUAAACAUUUUAUACUUUGGCCUUUGUAUUCCUCAAAAUUCAUAUUUUGUGUAAAAAAAAAAAAAAAGAUAACAUUUGUCAGCUAGGGGCAGAUGAUUUACGGUAAUAAACUUGGUUUUAGAUGUCAAAUUAAUUAUACUGGCUAGAAAAACGCAGGGUUCCUGAUAUUAGCAUUUCAGUAAAAGUGAGCAAGCUGUGUGUGCCUUUGCGGAAUUGUAGAUACACAUAUUUUUUUUCUUAUAAUUUGUAAAAUGAUUAGGAUAAACAGUGCCACCUGCUGGAUUUAGCCAACCGUGAUGCUGUCUGCUGUCUAAUACGGUAUCUGUACGGGCAGUGUUAUAGUGAGAUACAGAAAGAUAUGUUUUUGAGGAGCAAACAAGACUUGUUUUCUUUUCACUAUUUUCAGACCUUAAUGUGUUUUGCAGAUACAAAUCCACAUUAAAUACUGUUGAAUCUUAUCAGAGAUUAAAUAUAAAUUGAUUAAAUUCUUAUGUAGCGACUGUAUCAUGUGGAAAAAAAGGUUUUCUGUUUCGUACCUGUUUUGUAUGUUUGUAUUGAGCUAAGCAGUUUAUGCUACUGAUUGUCGAAUCAUGCUAGCAGGGAUGCAAAAUGUUAUCUUUGCAAGAUACAGAUUUCAAGCCAUUAUCAAUGCACCAUACUUACUUGCAGGUUUAAGAGCUGAAUUGUUUUGGUGAGCUAUGGCAGAACAAAGCCGAAGGCAUCUGAAUGCUAAUUGGGGGGCGAUGGGACCAAGACUACUAGUUAAGAGCUAGAUCUUCCCAGCUUGCACGCUUUGUCUUUACAAUAGUAACAAUAUUGAGCUAAUUGGUGAUACGAGAAGAGUCAUUAUUUUAAAUUGUCAUCUAACGUAAGUCUACAGACUGUGGCUGCUGAAAUAAGCACUGUAAACAACAUUACAUCUAUAAUGUUAUUCCAAGUAUACAAUGAUCACAAAGAUAAAUUUGGGUAAUAACAUCUAAUAUAUAAGAGAAAGGCAUUCUAGGAACCUUUGAGCCCUAAAAUCCCUGUGGCGUACAAAUUGCUAAGUCUGUAGCAUUUUUAGUUACUAAGUGUAUUAUUUUUUUUCACUCCAUCCUCCUUGAUUGCACUUAUACAUUUAGCUAAUUAUGCAGAGAAGAGAGUUUUUCCCUUCCUGGGCAAUAAUUAUUGGCAGAUUGUUUUCUCUGCCUAAUUCUGAAGCAUGAUUCUGGUGAGGAGCUUGCUAAAUCCACUGACUCCUACAUUGUCUGUUUUGCAUUGUACGUUUUGCAGUUUUACAUAAUUACAAUACAUAAUUACAAUAAAAGGACAAACACAAUAUUCAAUACAAAACUGUAAUCAUGAAAAAAAUUCAUCAUGAAAGGCUUGUUAUGAGCAUUUUUUGCUUUCCAAUGGUAACAUUGAUAUAAUUACAGUCAAUAGUUUCUCAAGUGCAUUGUACUCCUUAAUCCGCAUUAAUCCACAUAACUAACCCCUAAAUUAUCUAAACCCUAACAUAAGCAUGGAAACUUUGAAAAUCAAGGGGCUCCCAAAUCCUAAUCCUAACCCUUACCACGUGUACAAUAAAUGAAUAUGUAAAUCUACCAUGUGUACAGCAGUGGGCACUCUAACAUACAUUAAGCGGUGCCUAACCUCAUUAAUGGGUACCAAACCCUAAUUUAGGGGGAUACUCUGAUGUACCCCCUUUACAGAGUGCAGUGGUAUUGCACUUACAAGCUGAUAAAGUUUUCCCUAAUAAGGGUGUACCUAACCUUAACCAAGGUGUAUAAAGGCAUAUCCCAUUAUUGUGCCAUCCAAAAUUUUCUUUUAUUUAUUCAGCACCUUUUUAGCUCAGCUGUGACAGACCAUUUUAAAAGCAAACCUUCAAUAUGUCCUUCUAGAGAAAUUUUAGAAAGCAUCCAAAUCUGUUUCCGGAAUAUAAUGGACAAGUCGGAAUAAUUAGAGUUGACAUAGUCUGUCUAUAACUUUAUUUAUUUUUGGGAGGAGGGGCUGUGUUGGUGACAGAUAAGUUAAAUGUGGCAUUCAUCAUAUGUCUUAUGAUACAUAUCCAGAAACUGCAUAGCAGAUCCUGAAUGUGAUGCUGUGCAACAACUGCUCCAUCUAGCGUAAAAAGCCAUGUUCAGUUUUGGCUAGAAAUUCAUGUUUCUCUUUUUUUCAUCCAUCCAGUGCAUCUUGAUAAGGUUUGAGCUACAUUUUAUGCUCAUAUAAGGGUGGAAUCCGCACGUUCUGGCUCUGAGGCUGACCACUGAAAUCUGCCAAAGAGCCAGAGUGUGAAAGAAGACAGAAUAUGCUUAUUGUAUAUUCCGUAAUCAUCAUAUUGCAUGGAUCUGGAUAAACAACGUCUGUCGAUACAGCUGCUUUUGACUUCACUUCUUAUAACAGUUUGAUGGGCAUUAACGUCAACAGCUGUAGCAAUUUUAGAUUUGAACCUAACAAACACAUUUCAAACUUUUGACAAACACUAUAGGAUUUAUUCGCUAAAUUGGGACUUGUAAGGAAAAAGAAGGGAAUAUUUUUUCCAAAAUAUCCAAGUUUGAUAAUAAUGUUAAUUCCAAACCAGCCAAAUUUGCCUAUAAAUUAUCAUUCCAAAUCGCAAUAUACCGUAUAAAGGUCCACUCUAAGCUUCAUAACCACUAUAGCUUGGUUUGAUUUUAACCAGUUCUCGGCUCCCUUUUUAGAACUAACGCUUCCCCGUUAUAAGUGUCUGUUUUAUCCAUCUUAGAUGGCGUUGAUUGGCUUAGAGCUCUGGGAUAGCCCACCAUUUAGCCUCACUUUAGGCAGCAUGACGACUACAGCAUUAUCAAUGACAAUUUGUCCAGCCUGGACUGUGUUGAUAGGUUUGAUAUUAAGCCAGGGAAUGAGACUCUAGGGAUUGGUGAUUAUGUUGCCUAGAGUAAAAUGUGUAUAGAUAUGCAAGGGAACAUACUAUGUGUUUGUGUUUGAUUUUAUAUAAUAUUUUCAUUAUUGGAUAACAGUGAAAAUAUACAGCGAAUUCAAAUAAGGAAAUCAGAACAACAAAUAACUAUUUUAUUUUUUUUUACAUUUAUUAUUGAGAAUUCAAGUACAAGUACGAAAACACUGAAAAUACAAAAUGGUCUGUAUGUGGGUUACAUUCAGGGGUAUAGGAAGAAAAUCACAUAAUUAGUAGCAACAGUGUUCACAGAUGUAGAUAAAACAAAAUACGGGCAUACAUAUAAUACUCAUACUUGGUAAACAAAGAGUUAAAAAUCCAAAACGUCCAACAGAUGGUUUGCUCACAAGUAACAGAUUGAAGAACUGUAUUGUCUACAGGUUAAAACGCCCUACAUCUUUAUAAAGGCCCCGAUUUUGGAAGUCCCAGCUAUUGGGGACUAACAUUCUAAACUACAAUCCUUUUAAUUGGAGCCGCUUUUAUGAUAUAGUCCACACUAGCUAGUGGGCCAAAAGUUAGCUCUAACUAAUCUAGAUCAUUGCCAUCUCUAGAUGUGUAUUGAUUUAUUUAAUACACUCAUUUAAAUUUAGUACAAAUGCUACAAUAUAUAUAGCACAGGUUAGUAUGGCAGAACUGUGAGUUUACUCCAAAAUUAUAGGAAACAGCAAAACUAUAAGGAGCUGUUGGUUGUUGUGCAUACUCAUGGUGACAUGUGAUGUUGGUUGAAGUAUCAACUGAAGAACCGGUGCAAACUUAGGGCUACAUGCGCUGCGGAAUAUGUUGGCGCUUUAUAAAUGCCAGUGAUAAAUAAAUAAUGUUCCAGUUCGAUGCUUUGUGAGAUGAGCUAUUACUUCUUCUUGGAUCAAGUAUGUUGACUAAUACUUGCAUCUACUUUUGUACUGAAAGGCCAUAGGUAAUUAGAGAAAUCACAAUAUAUUCUUUCUAGUAACACGUUUUAAUUGUUGAUACAAAAAAACAAGGAAUUAUUUUGUGCUCUGGAAUCUAGGAAAGUUACAGACACAAAGUGGAAAGGAGACAAUGCAGUAGAAACAUGCCUAUCAAUAAGCCCAGAUCCGGAAUGGCAUUUGGGAGCUGUGUGAAACGAUUCUGAAAAAAAAUGCAUAUGCAGGGCAGUCAUGACUCCUUUAUAGAAGUCACAGUGGCUUGCAUUGCUCCACUAGUGUACAUCUCUGUAACCAUAACACUACCAACCCACUUUCAUGUUUUCCAGUUUUGGGACAUAUGUAGUAAUGGCCUAUUACUGUUUUGUUUUGUUGCCAUUUUUACUGUCUCUCUUUGCUCAUCAUACUACUUCCUCUUCUUUAAGCUCUGAAAAUCUACCUGCUUUGCACAUGUACAAAUACUGUCAUUGUUCUAUGGACUCAAUGAUCCUACUUAUCAGCUUUAUCAGUAACUUGUAAGUACAUCAAACAGUGUCAGGUUCAUAAAACUACACAUAACUGUCUUGCCGAAGCUCACAUAUAUAUAUAUAUUUUCUUUUCCUGCGGGCAAAGUAUGCUAGAACUCUGCUUUACACUAACCUAUGAAUUUUAGCCUAUUAAAUUCCAAUUGCAAAAUAAAGGCUGCAAUAGCCAGGUGUGACUAGAUCUGAGUUGAACAUUUUUCCAGAGCAGCAAUUUUUCCCUCAGUUUUGCAGUUUUGCAUAGAGGGUUUAAUUGUCUAAUAGUCAGAUUUUACUGAAUAAUCCUAUCGCUUUCAACGCCUUAUCUUGAUUCACUAAUCAUAAAAUACAUAUCUGGUAACUAGAAACUGAUAUGUAACAGUAACCCAUAAUUAUUACAGAAACCUUGAGGUCUACUCAAUAAAUAGAAAAUUGUGGUUUGGUGAGUUGAGGAUUGAGUUAAAAAAAAAAAAAUUCGUUUAGUUGAUAGUCCCCUAAGUACCAUCAACACUGCAGAUCCUUAUGGGGACAUCUGAUAGCAUCCAGUAGUUCACAACUAUCUUCAACAAAACUAGAAAUGCAUUAUAAUACACUCUCUCUCUCUCUCUCUCUCUAUAUAUAUAUAUAUAUAUAUAUAUAUAUAUAUAAUUAGUUCCAAACAAAAAGAAGGCUAACACAAGUUUGUAACGCUUGAAACGUGAUACAUAUUUAUGAUUUAUAAUACCGUGUAAUUACAGUAAAAUACAUCCAUAAUGCUUAUGUAUUAAUAUGUGGGUCUGCAUAGCAUUUAUAUCUCACAAUUUUUAAUCUCUAAAUCAGGCACCUAAAUGGAGGCUUGUAAAACUCUAUCAAAAGUCAUUUGCAGCCUUUAUUCUUCUUGACGGUCUUUCGUUUUAUACAAAUGAAGCUUUUUUUUUUUUCUAUCCUGACUGCCAAAGCACCUAGUAUGCAAUGUAUUUUUACAAGGCCCAUAAACCUCACCUUGGUUUUAUGAGAAGAUAGUUCCUGUCAAACUUCCAGGUGGUAUGUUACAUUUAUUUUCCGCUUUGAGCUAUUACGGGAUGCUGUGGAUAGGCAGUUUGUGGCAUGUAGCUCACAUUUAAGUUCUUAUUGCUGGGGACCAAACUCAUUUAGUACAGUAAUCUUUUUUUUUUUUUUUUUUUAAUGUCUACAAAACCAGUCUAACAAAUACACAUUAAGCUGUAAUUGUGUCAACAGGUAUUGUAUGUUAGCUCAGUGCGCAGAAGCUCUGCUUGCCAGGUACCCAUGGCAGUGCCACGCUCACUAAUCUUCAAGCCACGCAAACGCCCAGCAUAAUCUUGCAGGAUGGCAUGACGCUUCGAGUAGCUCUAAACUGUUAAUGAUCUUUGAUAUUGACCAAGACAAAGAGUGGAGACACACAGCUGUCACAUUUCUGUGUGGUAGCGACACAACUGUUAUCAGCAUGCCAAAUCAGUGAAUACUAAUAUAACUCACAAUUAAAGAAACAACCUAAUUAAUCAAUGUGAAUCACUGCCCCCAGUUGUUUUUUUUUGUUUUAUUGUUUUUAGUGUGUAUAUUGAUUAAGUCUACCUUUACCCCAGCACCAGGAUUGAUUACUCAAAGCAGGUUGACCAUCUUCUGGUGAUGUCAUCAAAGACAUGGACAGCAAUCACCCGUAUACACCAAUCAAAUGAAUCACUGAAUUCAAUGCUUCUCUGUAAGAAGUAUUGGACACCACAGCAUCCGGCAUCAGUAUACUUUGCAUAGCAACACAGGCGUCAGAUUCAGUAAUUAAAUCUAUUUUGAUCUGGAGCCCCUAGUGUCUGUCUGGCUGACAGCCACCAAGAAAGCAUUUAAACAGCGAAAAGUAAACAGUACAGCAAUGUUUUAAUUUGCAAAGCUGGGGGGGUCAGUAUCUAUACGAUGAAGUGAGUGUAGUGCUUAGACUGUACCUAAGAGAUGCAACACAAUUGAAGCAUCGCUGAAACUUAAAAGGCUAAAUAUGUGUUCAAGCCACAGCUGUAAUACUUUAUGGAUGUCAGCUGUGACAGCAACAUUCCAAAGCAUCUAUGGCAGUGCAGGUGUUAACAAUCUCAGAGAGACAUUCUUUCAGCUCUGACUGUCAGAGGGUUAAAGAUGUCUGAUUCUUUGCAGGUUUUGCAAUCAUAAUCACUGAGCAAACACAUGUGACAGCUGAGGAGAAGCAGAAAUACACUUAACAGUAUAACCUACACUUUCUCGGCCCACUUGAAAUACACUUGGAGACUCUGUUGUAUAGGCUAAUUUUAUCUAAGAGAAAUGUUUCUUCUUCUCAGUUUGUUAAAGCCGGAAUGUCCUAUUGAGUUAGCAUUACCAUGGCUCUAUAGACACGUAGAGAGUAAGCACGCAAAAUAUUCAUUCCUCGCACAAGGUCUUUAAUCCAUUAAGGACGCAUGACAUGUGUGACAUGUCAUGAUUCCCUUUUAUUCCAGAAGUUUGGUCCUUAAGGGGUUAAGGACCAGAAAUUACAUCCAUUAUGGCAUGGAUAAGAAUUAGUCUUUAAGAGGUUUAGGACCAGUUUGCUAUAUCGGCAUGUAUAGUUGUUGAUCCAUAAGGGGUUAACUAAGUUUUUUACACUGAAAAAUGUAUAAAUGCAAUAAAGUUUCUGGAAUAAAACUGCAAGACUGAAAAGCAAAAUUUGCCAGCUUGGCUCAUCAGAUCAUAUAGUUGUUUUAAGCUUUGCACAGGUGCUGGAGCAGUUAAUAAACAGUUAAACAAGAAAUAUAAUUUAUUAUCAACAAAGGACCAGAGUGAUCAUACAGUUGGCUGCUGGUGAAAUGUUAGCAGAGGUGCCACUGCUGGGACUCAGUAUCUGCCUACAGGGCACCAUCAUUCCUGAAGGUCCAAUUAAACAUGUAGUUCUAAAAGGCAUAACGUUCUACGACAUCCAUCAGCCAGUAUCUUGUUACUAGUGCGUACAUUAGAGUAGAUAAAGCACUUUACCAGUACAGAAGGUGUCAGCAGACAGGAAAUGACAAUCCCACAUAGGAAGGAGAAAGGAGAGACCAUGAAGAGUGGGGCAGCUGUUAAUGAUAGGACAUACUGUACGCUGUUAUUGAAUAUGAGCUCAGAUAAUCAAUGGGAGGAUAUAUGUAGAGGGGACAAUAAGCAGAUGAAAUAGGGGAACUAGGAAAGAGGAAGGGGAAUUGAAAUAAUGUAGAGAAGAAGAAGGAAAAAUUAAGAUGAGGAAGGCAAGAAAGUCAUUGAGUCUGGAUAUUUUUACUUCUUGUACUUGAUUUCAGCAAAAGAUUUGGCAACUGUUCGCUAUAAUUGACCUGGGCUGUCAUUGGUCCUUAAUGGGUAGAAUAGAACAAUUAAACACUUUCAUAUUGUUUACUGAUGUUACUGGGACUUGCCAAACUUGAGUUCGGUUCAGCAGAUAAGUCAGUAAUAUUUGGCAACUCAUUUUCUAUUACAUUAAUUUUUACAUACACCCUUCUAAUUGUAUAAUUUAUCUAUCCAAUAAUGCAUUGUUUUAUCUUGGUUUGUUUUUUAACUGGGAAAUAGCGAGGCAAACUGUACUUUGUGAAUUUGGAGAUUAUAAAGAGUUGAGAGACAUAGAUAUAUUCCUAAAAUGACAACAAUAAAAAGCUAAAAUCCAUCCUUUAGCAAACACUUGGCAUACAGCCAAGGCAUCCUGCACAAUAUCCAGCUAACCUGUUUGAAAUCAGCAGCAACUGUUUUGUCACUGUGUAAUAUGGCUUCUAGAUACACCAUGCCUUCUUAAGCAUACAUGACCUCAGCGUGCAUGAAAAGUGAAAAGUUCUGGGCUGGCAAAAGUCAAUUCUGUGCAAAUUUAGAAUCUGACACCAGCAUGCACAGCAUGCUCUCCCAUGCCUCCCCUCAGUCCGUACUCACUGACCUCUAUUGCCCUAGAGUGAGGGGGAGUGAUUACGGCCAAGGAGUAUCCGGUUGAGGGGAAAAAUUGGACUCAGAGAUUUAGUUAAACUCUGGAUUAGUGCUUAAUUAAAACAUUUUAAAGUUGGAGGGGGGAGGGAUAUAUACUCAGAAAGGGUUACUAAAACCAAAACCAGAGUUUUAUGAAAACACAGGUUUUUAGUGGAAGGAACCCUUUAACUGCAUUAUAUAUGGAUUAUAUAUACUAUACUACAGGACAAAAAUUCUUAAACUGUUCAUCAGCAUGAGGAAGAGAUAAAUAGCAUACCACUGUAAGAUGUCAAACCAUUUUAUCUCUUUUGGGAAACGUGCCCCGGUUCCACCAGACACCCAUGCCACAUCCAGUCUUCUUUAGUAGGAGAAGUCAGAUGUCUCAUGCAGGUCUGUGCUUAUUGGCUGAGAGCCCUCAAUUAGUAUGGCCAUGCUUUGCUCUGUAGACCCAUGUGCCUUCUCCUCCUGGAUCCCAGCAAGUCCGGUUUGACAUCUCAUCCUGGUAUAGCACCAGGACAUUCCUGGCACCAUAACCACUACAUUAUUAGUGGGCUGUGGUGGUUAUGUUGCUUAGCUGGUCUGUUAAAUCGUGCUUGUUUUAAACAACUGAUAAAACAUUUAGUGUUAUUCUUUGGGGCUCCAUUUUUCAUUUAUAAUAACAAUAUUCCAUUUGUAACUAACAUUUCUAGUAAAUGUAUCCCUGUGAACCAAUUUUUUUUCUUUUCUGUCUCAAUUUUGUUUUAUCCUUGCCCAAUGAUAGAUUGCCUGUAAAGCACUCAAAUGUACAUUUCUAGGAUUAGUUAUUACAACUCUGAUAAAACGGAAAGGUUUUAUGUAUGUUAUAGAUUUGGAAAAAUGAAUUUUCCCAACAAGUUCUAGAACCAAUAUACCUUUAACUGCACUCUGAUUAAUCACCACAUACUUGUUAAUGGAAUGGGAUGACAUUGUGCUUAUCUUUCCUCACCAUGGACGUGCUUUUAUCAGCUCUCUGUAUAGCACUUUUAUAAAUGUUUAUACAUAGCGCUCAGUGGAAAUGCUUCAUCUUACCUUGAUUUGACACUUCUGCAUAUAUUAACCCUUCCAACUAAAAGGUCAGAAGGGGUCCCUGCACAGGAUUGUGGGGGAACAGUACUUUUAAUCUGUAGAAAUGACAGGAAGGAAAAGAUUUAAGUGAUAAAAUCACUGAAAGAGUUUGAGUUUUUGGAAGUAGUAAUGGAAAAGUUUUAAACUUGUAUAAUGGCGUUGCAUUGCAGUUUUAUGUAGAGUUUUCAUGUUAUUUCACAAACUCAGGGCAAAGCAGAAUGUAUGUUCUGUGGAUCCAUAGUUUUCAAAAUUAUUACAUCUAGCUCCUAAACUUUAGAGUGCUUUAUAAAUGAUUCUACGAAUGCAGCUAAUCCCAAGUUCUAAAUCCCUAUCACACUGAGAACACCAGUUACAAGUAUCCACCGACUCCACCUUCUCCCUCAAUUAUAUACUUAUAUAUGCAGAUAUGCAUAAGAUUUAACAUGCAGCUGGCAAGUACCAACCAGUUGGCAUUAAAUGAGCUAUGCUGGAACGAUUAUUUGGCUAAGAGUGUCAGCUGAGUGCUCUCAGCCAAUGAAUGCCUCUUUGCACCUCUGGACUUAAUGCAGGUAGAGGAGGAGGUGACUGGUGUUCGGCCAUGGUGCUUACCCAUGGUGCUUAACCUAAGAAGACACUCCUGGCAGUAUAUCCGCUGUUGGGUAUGGUGUUUGUAGUGUUUCUUUAAUUCCUUGGCCCUUGGAGUGCUGUAAUGAGCAGAGCAUCGCUCCAUUUUGCACACUCAUUUGCUCAUUUAAACAAUUAUUUUACUUUAUAUAUAAGUGAUCUGUGAUAACCUGUGCUUUCUCUACCCCCACUUCCUCUGCCCGUCGUAUUAUGAGGGUUUUUAUUUCCUCAUGUCACCAACCAAGUUCAGUGGAUAUGCCUUUCUGUCCCCCUUGUUCAUAUUUCCCAUUUUUUGUGUUUUCCAGCUGAUAUCACCUUUCUUGCCCCAAGCUUGUAUUUCCAAUUGAUGCCUUGGAAAAAAUAUAAAACUACACAACAGUGCUAGCCCCUGGCUGUAGCAUGGGCACAUUGGUCUGAGUCUUGUCUGCCAAAGACUUGUUCCCUCACAAUUAUGGUGCAUUUUAAAAUGCCAAUUGAUUGACUUCUACAUAUUAUUUAUUUAUAAAAUAUUUUACCAAAUAGGAUACAUUGAGCUUUAUCUUGUUUUCAAGUAUGUCCUGGGCCCCCAAACACUGCAUUGUUACAAUAAGAUACAAUAUAACAGAUUAUUAUUUAAAGUAACACGAAAGCGUUAGGAAUGCAAACCUGUAUUCCUAACUCUACAGUGCCCCUGCCCCUAGUUAGAAUGAGACACUACCUUCCUCCAAUUUGCAACUUCAUCAGUGAGAUGUCACCUCCAUCGCAGGUCCAAUCCAAUGCCCUUAUACAGGAGGAGCAUUAGGGACCUGAUGCACAUGUACUGCGAAUGCUGCACACACAUCCAAUGCAUUCAAUGCAAUGUUUUCCUAUGAGCUGAAACCUCACAUGGCCGAAUUUUACUUAGUCAAUGCAGCAGGAGCGCCUCUAGUGGCUGUCUGUAAUACAGCCAUGAGAGACAAGUUUAACCUUUCAAAGGUUCUGCAAAAGGACAAUGUUUUACUUUGAAGGGUUAAACACACAGGUGCACUGCACACAGAGCACUUUAAUGGUCUUUGAAAGCGGAAUGCUUGUGCAGAUUCUGCCCCACAUGCAAUUUGUUCUGUGUUUAUUUCUGAUGUGAAUUAGCAGGCUGUAAUAGGGGUUGUUUGUCUAUUCUCUAUUUCCUAUUCAGUUAAUCAUCAAGUCCGUCUUUGAGUAAUACAUCCUACAAAUCAUCAUGCGAUAGCAGUAUUUCAUACAUAUAUUUCUCAGCUGCUAGUUUCCAUUAUUCAACUUCACCGCCACACGUGUCUGUCUCACUUGCCAUUUUCAUCUAUUUACUUCCAGCAGUCUAGGUACAAUUCAAAACUUCCUCUUCUUUGUAUUAAAACAGCACCAAUGUCUUUAUUCUGAAAAAAUAUUAUUUUUAGCAUGUUUUGGGCCCUUAACUUGUAAGUCAUCCUUGCUGGAAGAUCGUAAGCAGAAUUCAAAUGGUUCAAGGUUAUUAAACUUUAUUGAUUAAAAAAAAGACACAGAAAAGGGGGACCAAUUACUUUUUGAGAUAUACAAAAACCAGAGGUAAACUGUACUUCCUUCUCUAACAACGAGCACUUGUAAAAUCUCCACCUUCUGAACAGUCCAUUAAACAUACUCAUUAUAUCUGCUGACUGAUGUUGAUAUCCCAACACCCCAUAAUGUGCAUGUCAAUUAGUUAUUAGAGUUUUAGCCCAACAGAAACAACUGUGGAAUUAAUUACUAAUAGAUGUGUAAUCCAUAAACAAUUAAGGUUAUUGAAAUGCACUCCAUGAAGCCAUUGAUCUAUCCAUUUAACACCAUGCAGAGUUUUAGAUUGAUUUUAAUAUCUGAAAAACACUUAAAAAAAGCAAAUGCUAGUUUGGAAUCAGAACACAUUAUAUAAAUAAUGUGAAUUUAUCUGAUCAGCAUCGCACACUUCAGAUGGAGAUAUUCACUGAAGUGUGAAUUGUUGGGAAUUCAAAGUCAAUUUCAAAUGUCAGGCCUGUUCUUUCAUUUUAGCUACUUUGGCCUCAAAUUUGAAAUUCACUUUCAAUUUUAUUUUGCCGACAAUUCUCACUUUAGUAAAUAUUCCUGCACCCUAAUAGUUGUGAAAUUGCCAUUGCGUCACAUGGCCCCAUUUUGAAGGCAUACCGAUAUCGAUUAUAUUAAUGUGAGAUAUCUCAAGUCAAAUUAACAAAAUAUUGAAUAACCUUUUAGCUAUAUGUUUGGAUACGACAAUACACAGAUUGCAAAGUUAAUCAGGACAGGGCCGGGAACUUUAAGUAGAGAGUAGUUAUUGUGCAAGAAACAGGGGGCAAAUUGCAACCUACACACUCAAUCACACAAGUCUGUCUGAGGGUUAUAGAGUUGUAGUUCAUCAGAUGAAAAGCCACUGGCUAUCACAUACUAAUGUAUUUUUAAAAAAGAGAGCCUCAGUAGGGACAUUGCUAGCUUUAUCUGGAAACCUGUUAGUUCACUUUGGAUAACUUGGCAGAUUUUUGUUGUAAAUACAUGAAAUCAUUAAAUGAGUGUAUUUUGCUGUCAGCAGUCAAACUACAGUUGCAAGAAAAAGUAUGUGAACCCUUUGGAAUGAUAUGGAUUUCUGCACAAAUUGGUCAUAAAAUGUGAUCUGAUCAUCAUCUAAGUCACAACAAUAGACAAUCACAGUCUGCUUAAACUAAUAACACACAAAGAAUGAAAUGUUGCCAUGUUUUUAUUGAACACACCAUGUAAACAUUCACAGUGCAGGUGGAAAAAGUAUGUGAACCCCUAGACUAAUGACAUCUCCAAGAGCUAAUUGGAGUGAGAUGUCAGCCAACUGGAGUCCAAUCAAUGAGAUGAGAUUGGAGGUGUUGGUUACAGCUGCCCUGCCCUAUAAAAAACACACACCAGUUCUGGGUUUGCUUUUCACAAGAAGCAUUGCCUGAUGUGAAUGAUGCCUCGCACAAAAGAGCUCUCAGAAGACCUACAAUUAAGAAUUGUUGACUUGCAUAAAGCUGGAAAGGGUUAUAAAAGUAUCUCCAAAAGCCUUGCUGUUCAUCAGUCCACGGUAAGACAAAUUGUCUAUAAAUGGAGAAAGUUCAGCACUGCUGCUACUCUCCCUAGGAGUGGCCGUCCUGUAAAGAUGACUGCAAGAGCACAGCGCAGACUGCUCAAUGAGGUGAAGAAGAAUCCUAGAGUGUCAGCUAAAGACUUACAAAAGUCACUGGCAAAUGCUAACAUCCCUGUUAGCGAAUCUACAAUAUGUAAAACACUAAACAAGAAUGGAUUUCAUGGGAGGAUACCACAGAGGAAGCCACUGCUGUCCAAACAAAACAUUGCUGCACGUUUACAGUUUGCAUAAGAGCACCUGGAUGUUCCACAGCAGUACUGGCAAAAUAUUCUGUGGACAGAUGAAACCAAAGUUGAGUUGUUUGGAAGAAACACACAACACUAUGUGUGGCGAAAAAAAGGCACAGCACACCAACAUCAAAACCUCAUCCCAACUGUGAAGUAUGGUGGUGGGGGCAUCAUGGUUUGGGGCUGCUUUGCUGCGUCAGGGCCUGGACGGAUUGCUAUCAUCGAAGGAAAAAUGAAUUCCCAAGUUUAUCAAGACAUUUUGCAGGAGAACUUAAGGCCAUCUGUCUACCAGCUGAAGCUCAACAGAAGAUGGGUGUUGCAACAGGACAAUGACCCAAAGCAUAGAAGUAAAUCAACAACAGAAUGGCUUAAACAGAAGAAAAUACGCCUUCUGAAGUGGCCCAGUCAGAGUCCUGACCUCAACCCGAUUGAGAUGCUGUGGCAUGACCUCAAGAAAGCGAUUCACACCAGACAUCCUAAGAAUAUUGCUGAACUGAAACAGUUCUGUAAAGAGGAAUGGUCAAGAAUUACUCCUGACCAUUGUGCACAUCUGAUCUGCAACUACAGGAAACGUUUGGUUGAAGUUAUUGCUGCCAAAGGAGGUUCAACCAGUUAUUAAAUCCAAGGGUUCACAUACUUUUUCCACCUGCACUGUGAAUGUUUACAUGGUGUGUUCAAUAAAAACAUGGAAACAUUUCAUUCUUUGUGUGUUAUUAGUUUAAGCAGACUGUGAUUGUCUAUUGUUGUGACUUAGAUGAUGAUCAGAUUUUAUGACCAAUUUGUGCAGAAAUCCAUAUCAUUCCAAAGGGUUCACAUACUUUUUCUUGCAACUGUACAAUAAAAGCUAUUAUAAUAAAUUAGCAAUAAACAAGCUCUGUUUUCUGAGAAAAUUGCUUGUUAAAUGUUUUUUGUUGUUUUUCAUUUAAUAGGCAUUUCAAGGUAUAUCUGAGCAAAGUAACUUUAAUCAGUACUUGUAUGUGGACUUAGAUAGAAAGACAGGCAGAUAAUGUAAAUACUUUUUAAAAUACCUCUUUAAAUGUAAAUGUCUUUUAGUCCUAUUAAUUGUACAGCGCUACGGAAUUUGCUGGUGCUAUAUAAAGAAUAAAAUAAUAAUAAUAAUUAAUAUUCAGUGUGACAAGAACAACGCUUCAAACUCACAGACAGUAUUGGUGGACAGAUUCCUUCAAAAUAUCUACCUUUAUAUUUUUCAAACCGCUUUUGCUCUGGGACAUAAUAUUCCUUUUAUGAAGAUAAUAGAUUAAUGCUAUAUGAUGGGGAGGAUCUGGGCCUGAGUUAAAAAAAAAAGUGGUAGACAACGUAGGAGAACAAACCAUUCAGAACCAACUGAAGUAAGGGAAAUUGCAAUAAAAGUGGAUUUUGCCUGAUUCUGGUCUGGAAGGGUUUCAUUUCAACAAACAAAGCCCUUUUGAAACACAAGAUUUUUAUUAUAAUGUUAUUAUUUAAUUAUAAGAGGGCAGCACAUAUUAGCGCACCAACAUGUGACAUCUGGUGACAAACGUCUUGAGUAGGCAGUGUGUUGUGUUUAUUUUUCCUCCAUAGACUUUACUUAUUUGGCAGUGUGCAGCUUGUAUUUUCUCAGUUGCUGCCUGUGUGUGUUAGAAGCAAUGAGGCCUCCUCCUACUAGGCCCUGCUGGCUGUAACAGGAGCCAGAGCACAGUCUGUGGGUGGAACUGCCUGACAUCAUCUGUGGGGGCUGGGAAGAAAGGCAGCACAGUGUAGGCAUUGGAAGGGAACAUAGGUGAUUGAUGGGUUUGCUGUUGUGCAAAGGAGGAGGGAAAAAAAGUGUGUCUAAUCUUUCAUUGCAGUACUGGCUGAAGAGCUUCUUGCAAGUUUACAUUGCUGGAGUGUGAUCUAUUCUAGCUCAUAUCUUCUUUUUCCUUUUUCUUUUUUUGACUGUUCGUCCAGGGCAAGGGUUGUGGAUAAAGCCCAAGCUGGAUGGAUGGGUAUGGGGAGAGGGGCAGGACCCAAAGCCCUGGGAUUCUUCAAAAUCCUCGCUGUCUUCUUGUGCACAUUCCAAACAGGUAAGAAAAUCUUUUCCUUAUUCCCUAUUUUUAAAGCAAGAAAUUAUCCCCUGAACAGGGCCUCCUGCAAACUAACCCUUUCACAAUGUGUGUUGCUUACUUAAUGUCCUUACCAUGCCAUGUUUUUAUAUCACACUUUUUAUCGUCUCAUACACUACACAUGUUUAUUUCAGGAAGUAGUACUAAAUCUUAUCCUUGUUUUAUUAAGUACAAUGUUCUGCAGCGUCGUGCCAGGGAUGUCUGGAUAUGACAGACAGAUACGUCUAUUGAUUUGUUUAUAAAAUGUUUUAACAGGAAUGAUAACUGGAGAUUUCUUUAAAUUUCAAGCACAUACAAAUACAAUGUUGCACAUAUAACAGAAGGCAUACACACUACAAUUUUAUACUAACAAUGAGUAUAUUUGCUUAUUGGUUGAAAGUAGAAGAGCAUUAGUUUAAUAGUGUAAAAAAUAGAAUGUGGCACUUUCCUAUAUUGUCUAUUGUGAUGUUAAUAGAGAUUCAGUUACUUAAUGUUGUAAAGAAAUUCUAUAUAACAAAUUCCUUCAAAAAAUGUUGGUCUUUUGUUUUGUUUGUUUUUUUUGUUUUCUUUAAGAUGUUGCAUUUUAUAUAUUAGACAUGGUAUAAUUGGCAGCGAAGAACUCUGGCACCCAAGUCUUGAUCUAUUAAUUGUUGCAAUGUCCUGUUUAUUAUUCUUCAAGGUAGGACUGCAGUAUAUUAUCUAACAAGAAGUGCCCAUCUGGUUCCAAUGAAUCCUUGUGUUAUUCUGGCUUGAUCCUUGACUACAAAUUCCUGCAAGCUUUGUUUUUGUUGGGGGGUGGAGAACAGACGCCACACUGUGGGUUUUGUUCUUUCCAAAGAUCUCGAGUUUCUAAAAAACUCAGGUCUUGGGCACCUGGAAACUCACUGGAAAUAAAUCCCAAAUUUAUUAGUUUUGUUAUCUAUGUGGUUCUCAUUUCAUUAUCACUGUAUUGUAAAUAAAUGGAGUGUGUACAUUACAUCUGUAUAGUCCAUGGAUUAGAUGAAUGAUUGUCUUUAUCAUUCGCCUUUUUAUUGUGUAUGUGUCCAAUAAAUAAACAGGGUUUACCGAGAUAUUCUCAGCAAAUCCGCCAAGACACCAGUUGACAGCAGGGUUAUUUUUCAAUCUACCGGUAUGUUUAGAAUAAAGUUGCAAAUAAAUGACCAUAUUAUUUAUACAUAGCAAAAGGUUUUUUUAGUUUUUUUUUCUUACCUAAAACAUACACAUGUAAUUUGUUAAGAAGAACAGACACACAAAUACUUUAAUCUAAGGAUUAAAUAGUAAUGUGUUGCACUAUAAAGAGAUGCAAAUAAUUUGCUCAUAAAACUGUCUUAGAGCGCACUGCAGAAAAUGACUUGUUCAAAUCUGGACCCAUUGUGAGUAUAUUGCAAAAAUCAGAUAAAAUAUCAUUGUGCUGUUAUCACUGAUGCUGUAAUGACCCUAACUCCAGUUUAUGUUAUAAACAUACUAUUAAUGUAGCGUACCGCCAAAUACGAUUUAGAAUAUUUUUGCCAGAUUCGUUAUUUUUAUGCCAAAAUUUGCAAUACAGAUUAAAUACAAUUUUGCUUUCAGUGAUUAAAACCCUUUUUGCAUGCUGCAGAAUAUGGCAUUCGUGUAAACAUAUUACUCCGGAGCGGACUGCAACCCUUAUAAAGCUAGCCAACAUUGGAAGCCAUAGAACCUAUUCAAACUCUGCUUAGCUGUGGGUACAGCCAAGUGGUUCUAAAGACAAAGAUGUGGCAUUAACCCGAUUAAACUUAAUUACCCUUAACUCUGGCCACUCAAAAUAGAUUUUCUCAUAAAAUCUGAACAUAGCUCAGGGUGAAAGAUUAAUGCCAUUAAUUUGUGCAAAUCCCCUGUAUAAUCCAAGCUUUACUCUAGAAGGAAAGAAAACCAAAACUUCGAAAACUUUGCUAAACCAUGCUCGGAAUAAUGAACAAAAAUCAGGCAGUGCCUUGCAAUAUAUAUAUAUAACCCCUCCAGCCAUGAAGCUAAAGAUUAUUUAUUAAUUGAUUUAAGUGCUUUUUUAGAAGUAGGAGCACACACCUCUGAGCCAGUUUGUGUGGUUUGUUCUAGAUAAGGAUCAGGCUUAUUGGAAGUUUUUUCAGAUAGUUUGAUAAAUCACCUUUGUCUUUUCCUCUGCAUGGAGGGGAGGGGGGAUAUGUGCACUCACAGCUCUACAUGAAACUGAGAAGGGACUCCAAGCUGUUAAAACAGCACCUUCCAAAUCCUUAAAGUGACAGCAUGUCUUGUAGAUUUCCAGAUGAAACACAGAUGUAAAAAUAUAUAUAUUUUUUAAAGGUCAUAUACCUUGUGUGACAUUUGAAAUCUGUAUUGUAAAAUGCACUGUAUUCGUGUUUCCAUUGUAAAAUGAAUAGAUGGUAUUUACAAUAAGAAAAUAAAACAAAAAGCAACAAAAACAUUCUAAAGAAUUUUUGACGCUUUUACUAAAAGCAAAAGUCUGCAGGUUCGGUGACCUAUAAGUGCUAAAUGAUGCAUUUUUAAAGAAUUGUAUUAAGUCAAAAGUCAACAUACCAAAGAACAGAUGAGUUUGAAGUAUUUUAUAAUAGAUAUGCGAACAGUAGGCUUUUUUUUGGCUAAGUUUAAUUUGAGUUGUAAUCUGCCAAUAAUUGAAAAACUAUUGCUUCCCAUCUCUUAUAUCCCUUUCUCCAUAAUCUGUAGGCACUUUAUAAAUAUACUAACAAUAAGAACUGCUCACUAACAUUUAUGUAUCAAAAUAAUUUCAUUCAUCCUUUUAAAAAUUACAACAUUCUGAAUUUAAUAAAACAGAAUGUCUUAAAUGUUUGUCUCUCCUAGAAAUUGUGUAUAAGGUAUACUAGAGCCUUACCAAUACCCACCCCCCUUCCCUUAGCUCACUUGCUUGCUCUCAGGGCUCUCUCAAUCACUGCUGACCACAUUUCAGAAAUAAGAGAUUAGGCUGUAAAGUAAAUAUACAUUGCAAGGACAAAUCAAUCAGGCUUGGUUAUCUGUCAGAAAUACUAAUAGAGAUAUUGCUGUAGAGGUCACACAGAAUACAUUACACAUACAAACAAAAUCCGCUUUCCUAUAAUAAUAUCAAAAAUAAAAAAACAUUUGUGUUUAUUGUUAGCUGAGUUUAUCGUCAUUAUGGUCGCAAGAGUAGAGCAUAAAAGAGAUAUAGACAAAUGUCAGAGCUUAAUUGCACCGGCGAAAAUAAAGAAAAAUGCAUGGGAGUUUCUGGAAUAUUUCCCCAAGUCCCCUGUUAAUUUAUUGCUGGGUUGGAAUUAGAAAUCCAUUGUGGUCCUGUUGCUUUUAGGAGCUCGUUUUAAUAAACUGCAAUUCAGUACAAAUGGUGACUAGCAACUGAUUCAACAAUUGUACAUUCAAGUGUUUUAGCACCUGUUCACACUACAACAAAAAAAAAAACUGAGCUUAAAGUGUGACUUUUUGUCUGUGUUUAAAACAUAGGACUUGUGUGUGCACCUGGUCAAAUAAUCGUUCUCAUUAAGAAGCAAUCAUUACAGUGAAUUGAAACAGCACUCUUGCCCCUCAGCUGUGCAGACAGCCAGGUGGGGGUAGUUUUUCCACCAGGGUAUUUGCUGAGCUGACAUCAUACUGUGAAAGAUUUUCAGAUUGCAGUUAAAUAAUAAUACUUUGAAGAGUCAGGUAAUUACUUGGCAGUUAUCCCCCCAGCCUACAAUGUAGCCUUUACCCCCUUUUCUAAAUUAAUUAGCAGGUUAUACUAUAAAACCACAUUCAGGUUUUUUUUUUUAUUACAUUGCUGAGGCCCUUCCUAUGUGGGCAAAUGCUAGCCUGUCCGGAAUUAGAUUUGUGUUGAGUGUGGAUAAUAAUAAAUAUGUUCUCUAAUUUGAGAUGAAGAAUCUGGUGACAGCUCUGGAGUUUAUUUCCUUAUCUGCCAGAUAACCAUGUCAUGCUGGAUUGAAGAUGAUAGUUUGUGGAGACCAACACAGUUUCUGAAACCCACCUAUUGCAGUAUUAUGGACUGAUGAGAGAUCCAGCCAUUGGCUUGUAUAGAGAUGGUUUAGUGGGGUGCAUUUGUGAGGAGGUGAUUCGAAAGACAGGCUAUUCAUUAAACAGUAACAUAUGAUGACUUGAGAACCGACUUCCAAAAUUCAAGCCCAAAUAAUAGACUUGGUAAAUAAUUCACAAGUACAUUUUCAAAGGCUUUUAUCAAGUCACUACAACUUGCCACUUAGUGAAUUGUUCCCAGUUUUAAGAUAAGGCCAAUUGGUCAUAUGUGCAUACCUAAAUAUCUUGCUUAAAUGUCUACAUUGGCCCUAAACACAGCAAAACAUUUGCCAUUACCUGUUUUAAAGUGUGCUUUCAUGCAAAUAGGACUUAUUGGCACUAGAGCGUAACAGCUCCUCUAUGCUCUGUAUUAGCGGAUGUGUAGACAAAGUUUUAUUUUUUGAAUUAAGAUUUGUGUGAAGGUAUAAAGUUCAAAUAUGGUGAUAUGGGAUGCAUGCACAUCUGGCCCAUCUCAUAUUGCAAAGAACAUCGGUACACAAUGUGUUGCAUUAUGGGAACGCACAAAUAUACCCAUAAACCAAUCCAGAACCCCAAACAUUACUAAAUUAAUAAAUUAAUAUUUUCUGAUUUCAAAUGUCUCCUCCUGACAUUUGUUGCUUUUAGGGGUAGAGUGAAGUCCCCAUGGAUUUUUAGGUUCUAGACGAGAGAAAAUGUGUGCCCCAAAACCAUUAAUUUACUUUAUUAUUAUAUUCAUCAUAUUCUUAACUUUUAUGCAACCUUUUCAGAAUCACCUUUUUAACCCCAUAAGGACACAUGACAUGUGUGACAUGUCAUGAUUCCCUUUUAUUCCAGAAGUUUGGUCCUUAAGGGGUUAAAGGAAACAACCCACCAAAAUAGUUAUGUUCAGUUGUGUUUAUUUUUUUACACCUGGUUAAAUUUUAAAUGAUCCUUACAAUUGCAUGGAAAACUUCAUACAAAAUAGUUUGACUCACGCAAACUAGAGAUCUCUCUCAGAAAGGUUUUUUAGAAAUAUUUAAUUGCAUGUAAAGUGUUGUUUAAAAAGGGAGCAUUACAAUAUCACUCUAUUUCCCAACCAUAUCACUAUCUCUGCCAUGCUAAAGUCAGUCUCUUAGUUAAAUCUCCAAAUUUGCCUAAUUUCUCAGUUUGUCACAGAGGAAUGCAACUUCUAAAACAAUACCUGUUAACAGGAUCCCACCAAAACUUCCAGUGGGAAUUCUGGCAAAAACAAAAUGUUAAAUUAAUUGGAGAAUGCUGUCUUUAUGGUUAUAUUGCCGUUCUGAUCGUACAAUAUGCCAAUAUUGGUACUUUUUGCCUUCUCUGUGACCUCUUGCAAAGCAGAAAUUAAAAAUACACACAUGCACCUCUAAUGGUCUGUGUUCGCCAAAGAGACAGAAACAAUGUCUUUUAAAUUGAAUAAAGUAAAAUGCAGACAUUACAAGAAAUCUAUACCUUCAAUACAGAGUUGUGUUCCUUGAAAUACAUAUGUUGCAUAGAUGCGUUUGUGAUUUUUUUUUUUACCCUCAGAAGAGGAUUCUGGGACAUAAGUUGUAGUAAGAUGAUAUCCCAUGCUCUCCAGGGCUGACUAAGGAAAGCACAGGGUCUUGUUAUCCGGAAAGAGCUGUUCUACAAGCUUUAUUGUAAUCCUCCCUCCCUUUUCCAUUUUUCAUCCUGUGUACCUGGGGGCAUUUUAUUUAUUUAUUUUUUUAUAUGUUAUUCUGUCAGCUGUUGUGACAUGAAACAUAUAUUUACUUGGUGAUUUAAUAGGACACUUUAUUUUUUUACAUCUACAUAGAUGAUUGCUUUUUUCCCCUCACUUCCAUAUUAACCUCUGUCCUUAGGAUAUGGAACUUGUGCAAUGACUUUGUUCAUUACUUUAUACCCAUCAAUCACCCAAAUUAGCCACUUCUCUGCAGAAGGGACACGGCCUACUUUCAAUAACCGCUGCAGUUUUCUGCACUCCGGAUAUUGUUGUCCUUUAUGAUGAGAGAAAUGUCUUAUUUAUUUUUCUUGGCAUCUAGUAUGUGAAGCCAGAGUAGGCGUUCUCAAGUGUAUGUUUAACACUCCAAAAAAUGCUAGGGGGUUAUGGCAGGGACUCAGGCAGUGCAGCAAUGCAUUAUUUACAACGUGCAUAAAUUAAGUACCAAACCAUAUGUCUCAGAAGGUUCCUGUUGUGAAGGCAUUGAAUGAAAGAAGCUCUGUGUCUUUAAGAAAGAACAGGAUUUUUUCCCUUCUUUUUACAGCAUCCCCCACCCCCCUCCCUGGUUCAAGAAACCUGACCUAAUCCUUUUGCACAUGGGUUAAUUUAUUGCUCUGUUGGGCUUUCCUUGAUGGCAAAUUGCAUUGUCUUUAUUCCUGAGUCCAAGCUUUGGUGAGGUCUGCUGCAUUCCACAGGCUGUGUUCCCAGCUGAUCUUUCACACCACUCUAAGUACAGUCAAAUAGGUUUUAUUAGAGAGCUUUGUUAUGCAAACAGGCCAAUAAUAAUCAGCUCAUUAUUCCGCAAGAUUGCUUGAUUAGCAACUCAAAAGAAGUUAAUGGAACGAUCCCAAAUCUUCCAACUUACUUUUGGAUAGAUUAUUCUUCCUUUCUUUAGUUAACAUUUUUUCUAAGUCCCAUUUUAAGGCUAAACUAAUUGUUCGCAUAUUGUAUCAAGGGUAAGGACAGGUUGUGUUAAAGCAAUGUGCAUUUAUUAAAUUUCAUUACAUUUUAAACGUUUAUUACAAGAGUUCAUGUAGUGUAUAUACUUUUUGUUGUUGUUUUUUUUGUUUUGCUACAAUGCCACUUCGUUGACGGCUCUUCCGGUUUGUCCAGUGAAAAUCAGUUAACUGGAAAUACCAUUAUCUGGUAAUUGAAAUGCAAAUCUCUUGUUCACAAAAAGGUGUUAAUUAGCUAUCAAGAUAACUAAUCGCCCUGCUUUUCUGUUUUUUUUAUUUUAUUUUUUGUGUGUCUUUGUUUAUCUACUCUAUUCACGGUUAUUCAGUAGACUUGCAAAUUCUAAAAAACUAAAAUAGCAGAAUUGGGAAUCAACUCCAACUCAACUUGAAUAUUUUGGUGUAAAGUUUUAAAUUCCCUAAAGAAUUUCCAAAAAUUCCUUGUGAUUAUUCAUGUGAGAAACAAAAAAAUUAAUUACUCUUUAGCUCCUAUCAUGAGGCAUUCAGUGCAGUUGCCUGUUAAGUGUUUGUAAGUUUGGUUGUUGUAUUAGCUUUGUUUUCCUUGAUGUAUAUUGGAGUUUAUUCCCGGAAUAUAGAAUUGUAAUUAAAAAACAAAAUGCUAACUUCCGGCUCAAUAUCUGAGCUGCUACAAUAGCUGAGUUGGAGAAUUUUUAAAAAGUCACUAUUUGGCCAGUGUCGCUGGGGCGUCAUUAGCCAGAACAAGAGUUUCUGGCUAGCUAACAGAUUUGCUUUUAUUGGCUAAGAGCAGUCUGAGCCAAUGAAUGCAGCUCUGCACAAGCCAGAUUCACAUUACUUAACCUUCGACCACCAGCGAGGACCUAAGUACGAGGGUAAAAUGUUUUUUCCCCACUACCAGGGAAUGGGAACAGUAUUUUAUUCCACAUUAACCACUGCAACUGGCUUUACUGUUUAAUUGUCAUGUCACUGCUUUGAGAAUAAACCCUUAUAAUUUUGCAGGCUACGUAUUAUCCUGUUAGAGUAAAGUAUUUAGUUUAGUUAAACAGACUCUUCAAGCACUAUAAUUUUCAAUGUAUAGGUUAUGUUGUAAAUAUAUUCCCUGCCCUUGUUUUCCAGCAUUUUGUUUAUUUCAGCUGCACUGGUUUUGAAAAAUCUCUCCCCCUUCUCAUACACUGAAUUGGGGAACCCAUAGAAGAUCCGAGAUAAUUCAUGCAAGCUGAUUCAUAGCAUUUAGUGACAAGCAUGGAAUUUUCAUUCGUGUCUUUUAAUGAAUUAAAUUACUUAGUAUGGCCAAACUACAGAUGCCAAAAACCCAGAGGGCAGGCGUAGCUAACCUUCAGCACUCCAGAUGUUGUGGACUAUAUCUCCCAUAAUGCUGGCAAAGCAUCAGGGGAGAUGUCUACAAAAUCUAGAGUACCAAAGUUUGCCUACCCAUCCUCUAUGACAGGCUUCCCCUAACUCCAGCCCUCCAGGUGUUGCUGAAGUACAACUCCCAUGAUUCUAUGAAUGAAAUAGGCUGAGAAUCAUGGGCACUGUCAUACAUAUCGCGGUCGCAGGGGUCACUCGAGGGGACCCGGCCGCCCUGUGGACCCCUGCCGCCAUGUUUUGAAGUGGUACAUCGGGUUGCCCAUGCUGUUAGUGCCACCCUAUGGAAAUGGAUUUUCAGGGGGCCCGGUCAGCGCUGCUGCGCUUUAACAGCGCGACUGGGCCCCCUGUGAUGACAUCAGACAGAGCUGGGAGGAAGUGACUGCUCUGGUCACUCCUCCCAGCUAUCAGAGAGCCGCGUGGGAGGAAGGUGGAGGGAGUCAUAGUGGGAACUCUGACUCCCUUCAGGCUGAGCCCCCACUGGACCCCAGGGAAAGUCACUCUCCUGUAAAAGGUAGAAAACAGAAGGGUGACUUAAACAUUUUGUGUAUGUGUGUGUCUGUCUGUCUGUCUGUGUGUGUGUGUGUGUGUCUGUGUGUCUUUAUGUGUGUGUCUCUGUAUGUAUGUGUCUGUGUGUAUGUGUGUGUCUGUAUGUGUGUGUCUCUGUAUGUAUGUGUCUGUGUGUGUGUGUGUGUGUGUCUGUAUGUGUGUGUGUCUCUAUGUGUCUGUAUGUCUGUGUGUCUCUGUAUGUAUGUGUCUGUAUCAUACGGACACAUACAUACAGAGACAUAAACACAUACAGAGUCACAAAUACAUACAGACGCAGAGACACACAUACAUACAGACACAUACACAUACAGACAUAUACAUACAGAGACGCAUACAUACACACACACACAUACAGGCACAUACAUACAGACUGUAUGUGUGUGUGUGUCUAUAUGUAUGUGUGUGUGUGUGUCUCUAUAAGUGUCUGUGUGUAUAUCUGUCGGGGGCUGUGUGUCUGUGUGUAUGAGUGUGUCUGUUUGCAUGUGUGUGUGUACGUAUGUGUCUGUGUGUCUGUCGAGGGGUGUAUGUGUGUGUGUCUGUAUGUAUGUGUCUGUCAAGGGGGUGUAUGUGUGUGUGUCUGUAUGUAUGUGUCUGUCAAGGGGGUGUAUGUGUGUGUGUGUCUGUAUGUAUGUGUCUGUCGAGCGGGGUGUAUGUGUCUGUAUGUAUCUAUGUGUCUGGGAGGGCAUGGAUCGGGGGGGAGGCACGGAUCCGUUUCGCACCGGGGCUCCUGGACUGUGUGUACACUGAUCAUGGGAGUUGUAGUUCAGCAACAUCUGUAGGGCCAGCGUUUGGGGGAAAGCCUGCUCUAUGGAAUGCACACCAAAUGGAAACAGCAGGAGGAACAAAUUAGACUUUAAUUUUCAGGCACUUCCUGGUCAUUGCUUAAACUACACAUAUUUAGUGACUAAAGGCCUUUCAAAUGUGAGUAUAUUUUCUGUAUAAAUAGGGAUUAAUUCUUUCUAAGUAAUACUGGCCCUCACUUCACAAUAAAAGGGUGCCUAAAAUAGACCAGGGCUUUUUAGGACUACACUUGGGGCAGUCUGGGGCAGCCCUCCCCUAGCAACAUCUAUCACAUGUUUUAGUCUGUAACUUGCAGUAAUGCAAACAAAUGUGAAAUGUGUCUUUUAAAUAUAUAUAAAACGUAAAAAAUUGUAGUAUCAGCAUAAUGAGUUAAAAGUAAGACUAAGGAGGAAAAAAUAUAACCGGUUGCAAAGGCAUGUGCUUUGGAAAAUAUAUUUUGCUGCAGUCUUUUACAAUGUAGUAAUUGUGACUAAUACGGUUACAAUGGGAGCUUUCUUUAUCAGGCUCAGCAGAUGAAAGGUACUGCGGGCCUUUUAGGAGAUUAGAACUGGAAGACUUCAGGUUAGAUGUUCUAUGAACAACAGCAAACAGAGGAGCAGCUUCAGCAGUGUUUGCGCUGUGUUUGACUUUCACAACUUUAUGUGUGAUUUUAAUAUAUUGUAUAGUUUAAUCACAUACUUUAAUGGAAUUAAUGGAAUCAAUAAAGCAACUGCUCCACUUGUUUAAUGUGCAUAUUUUGAAGAAGACGUGUUUUCAGCUGGUAUGGUUCAACCUACCAUAGAAUGAUCAGACGCACUCUUUAACAUUUAUGAAUAAUACAUCCAUGCAGUAGACAUUUGCCACGAGCAUCUUUGGUUAAUUUGACUGUCGGUUUCUCUAACUCACCUGCUAUCAUACUCAAUUAACCAUUGCUAUUGGGGACAGUGUUUUUCUUGCCAUGAAGCUAGUCUAUUGGCUGCUAACAAGCUGAGCAUUGAGGGAAAUAGGCCUACAACAACUGGAGUGCCACAGAAUAGCCACCGUUGCCCUAGGAUCAUGGCACACCGCAGAUCCCUUUCAUUCUGUGUUUUGUUUUUUUAAAUGAGAUGUAAUUUACCUGAAUAGCUUGUCAGGCAUAGGAAAAUGACAGGUAUUAUGUGUGUCCCAAUUUUUUUUUGAUGUGGGUCUUCUUGAUAAAAAUAAAACUUUAUUAUUAUUAUUUUAUUAUUGAUAUAGUGCCAGCAAAUUCCAUAGCGCUGUACAAUGGGUCAGUGUUGCAUAUCAAUUACACAAUAUAAAACACAGUUUAAUGUAUAUUACCGUAAUUGCUAUCUAAAGGACUAAGUCAUUCUAAAAUCCAUUGCCUGCAGUUUAAACAUGCAUCACUGAAUGUUUUAUUGUUAUAGAACCGUGUUUUAAUGAUAUGUGAUUAUCUAUCCAUAAGGAAGCUGUGCCCAGGUAGUUGUGCCAACAGGGAAAGAGGAAGGAUUAAUAAGCACAUCCUGAACUAUCUUGCUUUGCAUGUAAUGCAUCUAUCUCAUAUAUUAGUUUCCCCUUUUACGUUGCAUUACUGAAAUAGAUGAACUGUUGCACGAUAUUCUAAUUUUUCACGUAUCACCUGAAUGUAACAUUUUCCAAAGUAUUCAGUUUAGUGUCCUUGUCCGUAUUUAAUAACUCCCCCCCCCCCUUCGUUUCACAUAAAAACAAUUUUGUUAUGUUUUUCCAGUGCCUAGACUCUCUCAGUGCUGCUCAGCUCUCUGCUUCCCACAACAUUUCAGAGGAGGCGUGGCUUCCAUCAAAACGGUCCAAUCCAAUGCUCCUCGUAGUGCGGUCCCAAUGUGCAUGUGUUUCCAAGCUUCCCCAUAGGAAACCAUUGAAUUAAUGCAGUCCUAUGGGGGGGUUUCGCAUCAUGUGACCCAGUUGUACUUGGCCAGUGCCGUGGAAGCGCCUCUGGUAGCUAUCAGUAUAACAACCUCUAGAGGAGGAUUUUACCCUGCAAUGUAAACAUUGCAGUUUCUUAACCCCUUCAGGACGGGUGACGGACGAGGUCCGUCACACAGGGGAGACCCUUAACGACGGGUGACGGACCUCGUCCGUCACGCGGUAAAAUUAACCCCGGAUCGCCGCUAUCGCGGCGAUCGCGGGGUUAAUGGUGCUCCCGGUAUGCCUCUGCAUUGGAGGCAUACCGGGAGCACCCGGUCAAGCUGCCCAGCACAUGUGCUCGCUCUGACCGCAAGUCAGAGCGAGCACAUGUGCUCUGCAUACUUACCUACCGGCUCCCUGCACUUCCGGGUUCUGUGUGAAGUGCAGGGAGCCGGAUCAGUGCUGAUCCUGCCCCCUGCUGGAAAAAAAAAUAAAGUUAAUUUAAAGUGUCCCCCCCCUUACCCAUUUUAAUAAAAAAUUAACCCCUUCCCUGCCAAUUGAUCACUGACUACAGUGAUCAAUUGGCAGGGAUUACAUUUUACUAUGAUCUGAUUUUUUUUUUUUAACCCCUGAGGGUUAAUUCUUUUUUUUUUAACCCUCAGGGGUUAAAUUAAUUAAAUUAAUUAAUUAAAUUAUUUUUAAAUUAUAUAUUUAGAUAGCUGGGGUAGGUGGAAGCUAGUGGGGAAUUGGGGGAUUUGACGUUAGGCUAACUAGGGGUUAACGUUAAAAAAAAGUUUUAAAAGAAACUUUAAAAAGUUAAAAAUUAAGCUUAAAAAAUGUUUUAAUAACAUUUAAGUAAUAAAAACAAAAAAACACACUUUACCUAGUCCAAAUAAAAAUUAACCCCUUCCCUGCCAGUCGAUCACUGCCUACAGCGAUCAAAUAGAGAUCACAGUAUUAUACUGUGAUCUAAUUUUUUUUAACCCCUGAGGAUUAACUUUUAUUUAUUUUUUUAACCCUCAGGGGUUCAAUUUAUUUAAUUAAUUAAUUUAAAUAUUUUAUAACUAUAUAUUUUGCUAGCUGGGGUGGGUGGGAGUUAUGGGAAAAUGGGGAAUUUACUGUUAGUGCUGCGUACUGCUAGUUAGGGGUUAACAGUAAAAAAAAUAGCUUAGAAAAAUGUUAAAUCUGUAAAAAAGUUUUAAGAAAGUUUAGGAAAGUUUAAAAAAAAUUUAUAAGCAAAACAAAAGUUUAAAAACUAGUUUUUAAAAGUAAAAAAGUUAUAAAAAGUAAAAAAAUACAUUUUAAAAACGCUCAUUACCACUACACCUGGAACAAACUAGAGAAAAAAUUAUCCCACGCCAAGGUUCAAAAUAUGCCUUUUGAAUUACCCCAGGGUGUAUUCUUUAAUAAAUAGUAUGUGUUUGUGGGGAAGUUUCAAUAACCAACCGUCUAAACUAUUCCAAAUUGGAACAUGGACACAGCGUAAAACUUCAAAGUUAGAAAAAAACUGAAUGGCUGCGUCUCAAAUGCGCCCCUUCAACAUCCACAUAUACCUGGCAAAGGUACAUACGGGGGUAUUGCUGUACUCAGCCGACAUAGCUGAGCAACAUAUGAAGUAUUAUACAGUCAUAGUACACAUAAGGUUUGCAAAAUAUGCUGCGCAAACUCACUUUGUAUGUCAAAAAGGCAGAAAAAAUGCUUAUUACCACUACACUUGGUACAAGCUAGCGGAAAAAUGAUCCCACACUAAGGUUCAAAAUAUGCCUUUUGAAAUACCCUGGGAUGUCUUCUUUAAGAAAUGGUAUGGCUUUAUGGGGAAUUUGGAUUAUAUAGCCUGGUAAAAUACUCUAAAAUGGGACAUAGGCACAGCAUAAAAAUUCAAAGUUUGAAAAAAACUGGAAUGGCUGUGUCCCAAAUGUGCCCCUCCGAUGUCCACACAUACCUGGCAAAGGUACAUACGGGGGUAUUGCUGUACUCAGCCGACAUAGCUGAGCAACAUAUGAAGUAUUAUACAGUCGUAGCACACAUAAGGUUUGCAAAAUAUACUGUGCAAACUCACUUUGUAUGUCAAAAAGGCAGAAAAAUGCUUAUUACCACUACACUUGGUACAAGCUAGCGGAAAAAUGAUCCCACGCUGAGGUUCAAAAUAUGCCUUUUUGAAAUACCCUGGGAUGUCUUCUUUAAGAAAUGGUAUGGCUUUAUGGGGAAUUUGGAUUAUAUAGCCUGGUAAAAUACUCUAAAAUGGGACAUAGGCACAGCAUAAAAAUUCAAAGUUUGAAAAAAACUGGAAUGGCUGUGUCCCAAAUGUGCCCCUCCGAUGUCCACACAUACCUGGCAAAGGUACAUACGGGGGUAUUGCUGUACUCAGCCGACAUAGCUGAGCAACAUAUGAAGUAUUAUACAGUCGUAGCACACAUAAGGUUUGUAAAAUAUGCUGCGCAAACUCACUUUGUAUGUCAAAAAGGCAGAAAAAACGCUUAUUACCACUACAUCUGGUACAAGCUAGCGGAAAAAUGAUCCCACGCUAAGGUUCAAACUAUACCUUUUGAAACACCCUGGGGUGUCUACUUUAAGAAAUGGUAGGCCUUUGUGGGGUAGAUUGAAUUUAAAACCUGCGAAGAUGCUUGGAAAUUGCACAUAGGCCCAGCGUCAAAAUUCAAAGUUUGGUAAAAACGGAUAUGGCUUGGUCUCCUAUAUGGCACUGUAGCUUCACAAAAUAGUGACAAAGACAUUCAUUGGGGGUGUAUUUUUACUCAAAGACUUAGCUGAGCAUAAUUUGGGAGGUUUGAACUUAGUGGCACAUAUGAAAUAUACAAAACGCCCAGCAAAAAUGCAAUCCGUAUGUAAAAAAUGCACAAAAUAAUUUUUUUACCACAUACUUUGGCAUAUAUUGGUGAAAAAAUGGGGGUAUGUUAAGGCACAAUAUGCACCUUAUGAGAUACCCUGGAGUGUCUACUUUUACAAAUGGUAGGCCUUUGUGGGGGUUUUUUGAACAGUCAAACUGUUAUAAUACCCCAAAUGGAAGCUAAGGCUCAUUAAAUCCAUCUCUCAAAAUUCUACUGUGAAUACUGUAAAGGACAGGUCUCCUAUAUGGCACUGUAGCUUCACGAAAUAGUGCCAAAGACAUUCAUAUGGGGUGUCAUUUUACUCAGAAGACUUAGCUGAGCAUAAUUUGGGGGGUUUGAACUUAGUGGCACAUAUGAAAUAUACAAAACGCCCAGCAAAAAUGCAAUCCGUAUGUAAAAAAUGCACAAAAUUUUUUUUACCACAUACUUUGGCAUAUAUUGGUGAAAAAAUGGGGGCAUGUUAAGGCACAAUAUGCACCUUAUAAGAUACCCUGGAGUGUCUACUUUUACAAAUGGUAGGCCUUUGUGGGGGUUUUUUGAACAGUCAAACUGUUAUAAUACCCCAAAUGGAAGCUAAGGCUCAUUAAAUUCAUCUCUCAACAUUCUACUGUGAAUACUGAAAAGGACAGGUAUCCUGUAUGGCACUGUAACUUCACGAAAUAGUGCAAAAGACAUACAAUGGGGGUGUCAUUUUACUCAGCAGAUGUAACUGAACACAAAAUAAAACUUUGUACAGGAAUAGCACACACCAACUUUACAAAAUAUACACGAGAAUUUCUCUGUUAUAAGUUUGUGUGCCAAAAACCAAAAAGAACACAAUUUUACUCCAAUAUUUAGCAGAGGUUGGCGGUGAAAUGGCUACGUAGAAAGUGUCAAAACAACCUUAGGUAAAUAGCCCGUGAUGUCUACUUUAUAUAAAUAUAUACUUUUGUGUGGCAAUUUUGUUUUCUUUUAUGGCUAUUAAGCUUACAAGACAAACAUACCAAAUUCUAAAAUCGCUCCACAUUAAAAGUUUAUUUUACUCCUUGUGCUUUGUGACCUGUAACUACCAAAAAAAACUUAAAAUCCCAGACACAUUAUAUAUUCUGUAAAUCAGAACAACUAAAUAAAUUUAUUUUUAAUUACUUUCCUUAACCUGCACUAAUUAUGCACACAUUAUUAUUGCAAAAACUGUAAAAAAAAACAAUAUUUUUCAUUUUUUUUGCAUUUUUCUGUAUUUUUUUUAUAAUAAGUAAGCAUUUAUAUAUAUAUAUGUUAUAUCAAAUUAAAGCCCUUUCUGUCCUUUAAAAAACAGUAUAUAAUAUGUGUCGGUGCAAUAAAUGAGAGAGAUGCAAAUUGCAGUUGAACGCAAACAGCAAGAAAAUGCAAAAAUUGCUUGUGUCAUUAAGCGUAAGUCAAGCUUCUGAAGCUGUGUCCUUAAGGGGUUAAAAAUGGCAAUGUUUUACAUUGCAGGGAUACAGACACAGGACCACUGCACCAAGAAUAAUGUAUUUGAGAUGAAGUGGUCCUUUAAAAAGGUCUUGAGACAUUGAUUAGAAAUAUUCACUGAUGAUAUAGCCUGCUAGAGCCUAAACAAAAUCUUGUUAACUAUGUUGAGUUUUUGGCUUUUUGGGUUCAUUUCAGUCAGCUAAUUUUUCAAUCUUCUGGUCUCCCUGUUGAAAGAUGUGGCAGCCAAAAUUCAAGAUAUGUUGGCACUUCAUUUUUUUCCCUCUGUGUCAAACCCAAGUAAACAAAGUUCUGAGGUGGAGAGUGCCAACAAUACCAACGUGUACUGCCAGGCAUGAGUCACACAAGGAGAUUUUGUGAUCCUUCCAGGUUUCAAACAACUACGCUAUUGAGUAAACGCUUAAUACCGAACUCUGCAUCUUUUAUAUAGGGCAGAUAGGUAACACUGGGAGUUCUGCAAUGUGUAUGAAUUUAUUUUAACGGGGUUGUACUUGACUUUAUUUCUUUGACUUCUAUCCACACAAGUCACACUGCUCUUUUAUUAAAAACACUGGUGAAUGUACAAGGACAGCCAGGGAUCUAGAAAGUUGGAAAGUACUUGGUUGCGACUCCAGUGUUAGGGGGUCCAAAAUAUAAUCCACAGUUUAUCCGUAUAAACACAGCCACAUUUUUUUAAAAUUAAUUAUUGAAUGUUCUGCGGGUGCUAAAUCACUAGAAAAAAAAUCUGUUCUACUGUGUCUAUGAAUUAAGGAAGGAUUAUAUUCCUGCCUUUAAGUAAUUUUAAGUAUGUUCUUUAAGAAGAAUUAUGACUUUGUUGCAGCAUCGCCAUUUUGGUUUUCAUUAUGAGUUUCUCAUUCUCCCAGGCAGGACUUGGAAGCACACAUCUGAAUGCAAUGUGUGGAGCAUAUGAUAUAAGCAAUAUUACAUAGUUACAUGGGCUGAAAGGAGACAUGUAUCCCUCAAGUUCAGCCUUUCUCACAUCUUUUUUCGCUGUUAAUCCAAAAGAAGGCAAAAAAAACCAGCUUCAAGCACGGAUAAAUUUUGCAACAAACAUGGACAAAAUUCCUUCUUGACCCCAGAAUGGCAGUCAGAUCGCUCCUUGGAUCAAGAAGCUAAUUAAAAUGUAUAUAUAUCCCUGAAUAUUAUUUUGUUUCAAGUAUUCAUCCAGUUGCUGUUUAAACAUCUGUACAAACUGUGAUAAAACCACCUCUUCAGGCAGAUAAUUUCACAUUGUUAUCAUUGUUACUGUAAAACAAAAACCUUUCCUUUGCCUUAGACUAAAUCUCCUUUCUUCCAGUCUACAUGCAUGACCUUUUGUCCAAUGUAUAGUCUUGUUUAUGAAUAGAUUUCCAAACAGUGGUUUUUAUUGGCCACAAUUAUAUUUGUAUAAUAUUAUCAUAUACCCUCAGAGGCGCCAUUUUUCUAAACUAAACAAAUUUACGCUUGUUAACCUUUCCUCAUAACUAAAAAGUUCUAUUCCUUUUAUUUUUUAGCCGCCUCUGCACUUUUUCUAGUGUCAUAAUAUCCUUCUUUAGAACAUGUGCCCAAAAUUCCAUCGAAUAGUCAAAGUGUGGUCUUACCAGUGAUUUAUAAAGAGGCAAAAAUAUAUUUUCAUCCAUUUUUAUACAUGACAAUACCUUACUUGUCUUGGCAACUGCUGAUAAACAUUGCACAUUGUCUAUAAAAUUCCUGAAUCCUUCUUCUGUGUUCUAAUCCCUAAAGCACAUUAUUUAGGAUGUAAGUUGCUUGUGCAUUCUUUACCCCAAAGUGCAUAACUAUUCAUUUAUCUACAUUGCAUUUCAUCUGCCAUCUUAGUGCCCAGUCCCCCAAUCUAUCUAAAUCCCUUUGGAGUGAAUUUACAUCCUGCUCACAUAUUCUGUUAGACGCAGUCCCAGAAUAAAAUAAAUGAGGGACACCACUUGCCACUUUUUUUGAAAAUCUAUCAUUGAUAACAACUCUCUGUACUCUGUCCUUAAGCCAGUGUUAUACCCAAGAACAGGAAUUUUCAUCUAGACUAAUUUAUUUUAGUUUGAACAGUAACCUAUCGUGUGUAACUGUAUUAAAUGCCUUGGCAAAAUCCAAGCAGGUCACAUCCACUGGAACAUUGUUCUUAUUCUGUGUACAAUGCAAUUAAGUUAGUUUGACUUGACCUAUGUUUCAUAAAAACCAUGAUGAUUUUUGCUAAUAAAAAAUAUUCUUCUCAAUGGAUUCCUGAAUAUUAUCCCUUAAUAACACUUUAAAUACUUUUCACAGAAGUUAAACUCACAGGUCUAUAAUUUCCAAGCAGGUAUUUUGAACUGUUUUUGAAUAUAGGAACCACAGUACAAUUUUUGAAAGAAAAUAAUUCUGAAAGAUUAAAAACAGUGGUUCACUAAUUUCCACAUUUAGCUCCUUAAGUAUUUGUGGGUGAAUACGAUCAGGCCCCAGAGCUUUGUUUACAUUAUUUUUUUUAGUUGCUGCAGCACCUUGUCAUAAGUCAUCCAAUCACAUUUUGUUCUGUAAGUGCUUUGCAGCAAUCAUAUGAAUAUCUCUUGCCAUAGGUUCCUUUUUAAUAUAUGUUGAGGAAAAAAAGUUAACGUAUAUACUCGAGUAUAAGUCGACCCGAAUAUAAGCCGAGGCCCCUAAUUUUACCCCAAAAAACUGGGAAAACUUAUUGACUCUGGUAUAAGCCUAGGGUGGGAAAUGCAGCAGCUACUGGUAAAUUUCUAAAUAAAAUUAGAUCCCAAUAAAAUUACAUUAAUUUAAUAUUUAUUUACAGUGUGUGUAUAUAAUGAAUGCAGAGUGUGUGUGUGUGUGUGUGUGUGUGUGUAGUAUGUGUAUAUAAUGAAUGCAGUGUGUGUAUAUAAUGCAGUGUGUGUUUGUAUGAAUGCAGUGUGUGUAUAUAAUGAAUGCAGUGUGUGUAUAUAAUGCAGUGUGUAUAUAAUUAAGUGUGUGUGUAUAUGAUGCAGAGAGUGUGUGUGUGUGUGUGUCUGUGCAGUGUGUGUGAACUGGGUGGGGGGAGGGCAUUUUUAUUUUAAUAUUGUUAAUUUUUUUGUUAUUAUUUGUAUUAUUUUAACCCCUUAAGGACACAUGACAUGUGUGACAUGUGUGACAUGUCAUGAUUCCAUUUUAUUCCAGAAGUUUGGUCCUUAAGGGGUUAAUAUAUUUUAAAUUUUUUUUAUAUAUUUUUUUGUCCCCCCCUCCCUGCUUGAUACCUGGCCAGGGAGGGGGGCUAUAUGAUUCCCUGGUGGUCCAGUGGCAUGGGCUGUGCAGGAGGGGGGCUGAGAGUAAGCUCUUACUUACAUGUGCAGCAGCUCUGUUCAGCUCCCUGUAAAUCUCGCGGUCUGCGCGUAGUGUGUGUAUAACCCUGUGUGUGUGUAAUUGUGUAGUGCCUGUAGUGUGUGUAACCCGUAGCAACGCACUGACGGCCGUGGGUCUCGCGAGAUUUACACAGUGAGCUGACCGGAACGGAGGAGAAGGGAGCUGAACGGAGCAGCUGCACGUGUAAGUAAGAGCUUGCUCCGGCUCCCAACAGGACCGCCGGGCUUGUAAUGAGCCCGACGGUCCUGGUCUGUAUUAUGGCAAUGUAAGUUGCCAUAAUACAGACAUUGACUCGAGUAUAAGCCGAGGGGGGCUUUUUCAGCACAAAAAAAUGUGCCAGAAAACUCGGCUUAUACUUGAGUAUAUACGGUAUUUCUCCAUUUUACCGGUCUUCAUUAACAAACACACCCAUCUCUAUUUUCAGUGUACCUACACUUUUAUAUUUACAAUGUAUGUACUUGUCCUCUGUGCGCUAUGUGCAGUUUAUAUGAUCAAAAUCUGAAAUCGAUUUAAUAAUUACUGCCCGUAACAAAAUGAAAACUUCAUGAUUACUUCAUUGACUUUUUGUAACCCAGGCACAAAUUAAUUUCACAAAAUGCCUGCAAACACAACAUUCUGUCUAAUUUAGUGAAUAAUUAACAAGCAUCACUGGAAACAUAUGGUGUAGUGGCAACUCUUAUAUACUAAUGUAUAAACAUUGAGCAUCCACAUCCUGAUUCUGGACUCAUUGUAAUUCAAAUACAACAUUCUCGAGCUUGCUUUCCAAAGUAACUCUUGUGAGCCACCAUUUGUAUUGCAGAAAAAUAAUUGUGCAGACAGUACAAUAGUAUCCAGCAUCACUAUGUACGCAGCUGUGACCAGAGCUGCAGCAAUGCAAUGCUAGAGAAUGACAAAGUGUAUUGCACACUAUAUCACACUGAGUUACUGCUGUUCCAUAUAUCCACAAUACACCUGUCAAGUUUACUGUGAGAAGUAAAAAAAAAAAAAAGGGAACAUAAUAUUUUUUAAUUUCCACCUCUAGAAUCAAACUAUUGUGAUUUCUGUACUCUGGACAGAAAAUGGCUCUAAAUCUCUUAAUAAAAUUCAUAAUUGUAACCUUUUAUUUGAAUUCUUUAGAGAAAUAAAGCCAUUUUGUACAGCUAUGUACUGCCAAGCAUAGGGAAAACUAAAACUAAGGGAUUUAUGCAGCCAGAUCUCCAGCUGCUUUAAUGUCUUCUAGUUGCUGUUAUACACACUUACUGAGCCAGCCAUAACAGUUGGACAGUUGGCAUGGAGAGUGUUAUAUGUACAGGGAUGGUUAUUAAAGGGACACUAUAGUCACCAGAGCAACUACAGCUUAUUGAAUUUGUUCUGGUGAAUAGAAUCAUUACCUUCAGGCUUUUUGCUGUAAACACUGUCUUUUCAGAGAAAAUGAGGUGCUUACAUUACAGCCUAGGAUCACCUCUAGUGGCCAUUCCUCAAGCCAGGAUCUCUGCUGACGCUUUGGUGCCCCUUUAAGCACAGCUGCGAUAUAAAAUGUGCAGAGAGGGUGCGUGACAUCACUGAACCCCCUGACUGGAGAUGAAGGUUUCUUACACCAGUUUUCAAGUCUUGCUCAUUAUGAUUAAUGUGCACCUUAUCUUAUUAUACACUGAAACUAUAUAACCCACAUAUACUUUCAUUGUUUAUGAAAAAUAGAGGCUUGUUUAAUGAAGGGUUAAGCAACCUUUCAGAAUACUAUGGAACACUUUGGAGUUUUGUUUUAUAUUUUUUUUUUUGGCAAGAAUAUAGUCAUGAAUGCCAGAUGUCAGACACUACGGCACAUGUCACUGCUGUAUUCAGACGUGUACUUUUAAAGCCUGCGGCCAGUAUGUAUUCUGAAAUUGUGUGGAUGUUUGGGAAGGGAGGUGGGAGGAAAUAGGUCUCCUCUCCCUUUUUUUUUUCCUUCUAUGUGCCUCACCUGGGAACACAGAUGUCCUGCGUCGCCCUGGGGUUAGAUUUCACAUCACAGCCUUAGCAGGAGCUGGUAAUACUCUGUGUUAAGCUACUUUCUGUGUCCUAAAUCACUUCCGUCUCCUUCCAGCAACCAAUAACACCCUGUGCCCAUAUCCAAUUCUUUCAUUUUUUUAAGGAAUAACACCAACCUGUUUCUGUCUGCACAGUGCUGUACAUGUCAAGCAAAUAAGUCUCUUUCAUGCAUUUUUUAAAUUUAUUUUUUAUGACCAUCAAGACUUUUGCACAGCAAUAGUUUUCACCACCAUGUUGGAUGCAUGAAAUGUUUGCAUUAUAAAAUUUAAGUCACUGCAAAAAGAAUCUCAAGGAAGUGUUGCAGUGUGAAACUGAUUUUCAUUGGUUAGGAUUUUUUUUUUUUUAUGCAAAAAAGUACAGUGUCUUGUGACAUGUUAUUUAUUUACCGCUUCCCCUGGACUCUGAUCCAGUUACUUUCAGGUGUGUUUAAAAAAACAUUGGAUAAAAUCUUACUUCAGUCUCCUUUAUAGAGAUGUGUAGGAGAGCCACUAUCUCCUAUAUACUUGCUAUUUUAUAUCUCACUUGAACAGACAUGGGAACUCUCUUACACAAGUAGGAAAAAAAAGCCAAUAUCUGUGGACUUUCAUGAGGAGAAUGCAAGGGGAGGAAUCAGCGACUCUUCCACUCGGAGAGAAUGCAGUGGGGAGAGUCAGGUCUCAUCCACACACUUCUAUGAAUGAAACAAAAUACAUUUUUUAACAGUUGGCAGCCGUUUUUAACAUUAAUGCUUACCACUUCUAAUUUGUCAUUAUGUGGGCAACAUAUUUACAUAAAACCAAAUUUAUUGCCUAUACACUAUAGAUUUUAUACUCGUUUGAGCAGGCUUCUAUUGUCCGUGUCAAAAUCUGCGGUAGAAGCUCCCCCCCCCCAUCCUCCUUUGCACUGCAGAAUAGGUUGGCGCUAUAUAAAUGUCAGUAAUAAUACCCUCAGUGUUCAUUCGAGAACAUCUGUUAAAAUAUCGUGUCAUUUUUAUUUUAAGAUUUUACACCAAACACAAUCCUACUGUUUACACUAGGGGUGGAUGAAAACUUAAAUUACCACGGAACACAGCACAUCUCCAUGUCUUUCCUGGGGUUGAGGAGCAAGCUUAAACAAGAUGGGUUUGAAAGCUGUGAAUAGACUCACACAAGCAAGUGAUAGGUGUGUUGGAAGCUCAUCAUUUGAAAUGAAUUAUGUGCUUCUCACAAGUAAUUGGUGGAAUGCUGACAGGGCCUGCAGCCGUUCAGAGUGCAAAAUGUGUAAAUUUAAGGGACUGAACUUUGUGAGCAGAGAUAAGUUACUCUCUGGCAGCUUAAAUGUCAUUUUCUCAUAGACUUCAGUGGGAAAAUUGCUUUUUAAUUACUAUAGAUAAACAUAUUUUUAUUUACAAAAUUCAGCCCUGGGAUAUUGUCUACAGUACAAACUACAGAAACUUCAGUAUUUCUAACAGGAGAAGUACCGUAUACAAUUAGCAGUUCUUACAAAUUGGGAGAAUUUUUUAAGGAACCAAUUUUAUCUUCUCAAACAUAGUUGCUUAAUAUAAAAAGCACGUCACUCGAGAAUUCUGUGAUUAAAAGAAGACUGUCAUCAAAUUUCCACUUCUCAUUUUCUAAAAGUUUAUUGCAUUUAGUGAAAGGUAAUGGUUUUUUUUUAUGAUGUUUAUUUAUUUAUUUUAGAAAAUAUCACUUUUCUUUUCUGGCUUUUCUGAGUAGCCAUGUUGGAUCACAUUCUACUUUUCUCUAACCAGCUGCUGAUGUACCUAACUUGUCUGCUGAUGUGAUUGCUCUAUGACUGUGAACAAAGUUAGGUUGAGCAGCAGUUGGUCAGAUAAUAGUCAAAUCUGACUUAAUAAUAUGGCUGCUCAGCUAGAUAAGAAAAGGGAAACUUUCUAAAAAAAAAAAAUAAUAAAAAAAAGCAACGUAAUUAUAAUUUGUUUUCAAAUCAUUGCAUUUCAAAUAUAACAAUCGUUUAAAAACCGAAAAGUGAAAAUCUGAUGACAGAUGUCAUUUUAAGAGGAGUAGUUCAUCUGCAUGAUUGUCCCUUUUUCAAACCACAUUGCACGGAAUUUAUAGUGGGAAACAAACUUUACAAGAUUAAACAGGCGUUAAUGUAUUUGCUUUGGAGUUACUUGCCUUUUGUUUCUGUCCUUAAAAAAAAUUUGUUUCAUAUGAUAAAUCUGAAAAACCUCAAGUAUUUUCCUCAGAGGGUAUCUGAGUCCCUAGAGCAGGGAUAGGCAACCUUCGGCACUCCAGAUGUUGUGGACUACAUCCCCCAUAAUGCUCUUACACCCAUAAUGCUGGCAAAGCAUCAUGGAAAGUGUAGUCCAAAACUUCUGGAGUGCCGAAGGUUGCCUAUGCCUGCCCUAGAGCAUAAUACAUUCAGAAGUGUAUUGCCCACCCCCUCUUUUUCACAAGUAUGUAUCUCAUAAACAUCUGUAUCUAUAAACAUCAAUUAAACUGUGGUUGCUGCGUGGGUUCAGGGGCUGGUGUCAGGAUUAGCAAAAGCAAUUCCAGGCUGCAUGGUGCUUUUACUGCCUUGUAUGUGAUGCAAGCUGAUAGAAGCAGGCUUGUGCAGUUCAUUUGUACUUUGGAGCCAAAAAAGCAUAACAUUUCAUGUAUUAGGACAUGUAAACUCCCAUUAUAUCUGCUUAUCGCGUGAGAUAUGGUAAUAUCAUAUAAUAUCACUGAGUUCAUAUUUGUGCAAUUUAAUUAAUUAAAAUAUACCAUUAAAGCUACAAAGUGUCCCAUGUGCUUUGUUUUAUAAUAAGAGAUUUGUUUUAAAGAUAUUUUUGUGAUAGUAUCUAGGAGAAAACUACCAGCCCUGCUUGAGAAUUUUACACCUAAUUUCAGGUUUACUCUGUUGCUUUUAGGAUAUAUCUAUAGAGAGAAUAUAGUGUUUGUUAGCAGAGUGGCAAAGCAAUUGUAGGUAAAGUUUAAUACGUCACAUAUUUGUAACUAAGAUCUAUUGACUUGCAUGAAAACCAGAACAAUCUAAAUGUACCCUAACUGGUUAUUAUAGUUUUUUAUUAUUUGACUUGGUAUUGACCAUCUGUUAUGUGUUCCUUUUUCUACAGUGAGCUCAUCGUGCAGGAUUCUGAAGUGUAACUCUGAAUUCUGGUCUGCUACUUCCAACAACCAACAUCAGAACAGACCUGAAGACCCUGUGGAGUUCUGCACUGCACUGCGUACCUACGCUCAUUGCACCCGCCGUACUGCUCGCACUUGCAGGGGAGAUCUGGCUUAUCAUUCAGCCGUCCAUGGCAUUGAUGACCUCAUGAGCCAACACAACUGCUCAAAAGAUGGCCCAACUUCACAGCCACGUCUUCGCACCCCACCUCCAUGGGACAGCCAGGAGAGGUCAGAUAGUCCAGAGCUUUGCCAUUAUGAGAAGAAUUUUCACCGGCAUGCAGCACCUCCAAACUACACCCACUGCGGCUUGUUUGGAGACCCCCAUCUUAGGACUUUUACGGACACAUUCCAGACUUGCAAAAUACAAGGCGCAUGGCCUAUUGUAGACAAUAAUUACUUAAAUGUGCAAGUUACUAACACCCCAGUACACCCAGGUUCAUCUGCAACUGCUACAACCAAGGUAAGCAAAGUCUACAGAUGUGGUUACUAUGAUCAAUUCCAAGUUAUUCUACCAAUUUUGUAACAACAACAUUUGAUAGUAUAUCUGGAGAUAAUUUCUCAGUGAUCUGUAGAUGAAAUGUCUUCCUCAAAAUUGAGGGAAUACAGUUCUAUUAUAUUUUAUAUUAGGCAUCACACAAAAUGUUCAACAACACUCAAAUCAAUCCAUUAAUCCUCCACGGCAAUAUUCUAGAUUUUUGAUAACAUGAUAACCUUAUUGAGCACCAAAAUAGAUUGGAGCACUUAGUUUCACCUCAUCUUACAUUAAAUGCUUUCCACUACUGCAGUGAAAGCAUCUUAUUAUACCUGGGAACUCUGUCAAAGUUGGUACUGACACUUGUCUCUCUAGACCAAGUCAAUUUUCUUUAUAGGUGAUAACUACCCCGUUAGUACCAACUCAACCCAUUUCUCUUUUUCUUCUGCUACUCUUGCGUGCAGGAAGAAUUCUUUAUGCAACUGUAAAAUACUAUUGGGCAGGAAUGUUCCAAGUCUCUAGCAUACUUGGAGGGGAUGGGGGGCAGGGCGAUGACAGCCUUGCAGUUUUACCAGAUUAUCGGACCACAGCAUAGGUUAGGCAAGUUCUUUGUCCGGUCGAUUAUUGGAGCUUAUAAAACACACAAUACAGUAUGAGUGGAGGGGGCAGAGAUUUAAUAUUGUAUGUCACAAUUUUAUCCAUUCUCAUUGCGUGCUGCAAGCUAUGGGUUUUAUUCAUAUACUGAGCAGAGGGGAAUGCAUGGCCACAUGUUUAUCACUGAACACGCACAACCACGCCAAUACUCAAGAUGCAUAAUCCAAUCUGUGGACUGGAGACGAACAAAAGGUGGUGGCUGAGGGUGGUUCAGAGUUACAGAGUAGAAAGUGAGAGAGUGUGAAGACACACAAAAAAGAAAAAUUCCUGGGGGUAAGGUUGUAUGAGCAGAAAGUUUGACCUUGAGUGGCAAAAUACUCUAAGCAUACCUGUUUCAAGUACAUUUCUUAUUUUCUUAGUUUGCAGAUACAUAUUGUAUAGGCCAGAAUAUUGGUCAGACAUUCUCACCAAAGUUAUUAAUAAUAAAACAAAUUUAUUUCUUUUAACCCACUGGACAUUUUAAAUUUAGAGUUUUAUUUUUAGCAAAUGUGAAUAACCAGAGGGCAAUAUUUUCACAAAAUAAGGGUGUCUGAGUACAUUUAUGUUGAGAUAUUUUUUCAGAGUAUUAGGCACAUCAAAAAGUAGAAUAUUAGAUGAAUGGGAUUAACAUAGAUUUACUAUUAUACAGUAGUCCCUGCUUUUGUUUUACACGUGGAUUCAGUAUGAACAGUUUUAAUAAGGAUUUAAAAUUAAAAAUGUGCAUAAUGUUUAACAGCCAGCCUAAUUUCCUUCAGGCUGAGACUGUGAACAAUUUAUUUCAUUGUUUUUAAAUAGCUCUAAUUAGUAGAUUGAGAGGCAACCCUGCACGUGCAGGCAAUUUGUCUGUCUGGAUUCACAGCAAAUCAGGGGAAAGAGUUUAUAAUUGGUUUGUUCAUGGAAGUGGUUUCAUAAAAUGAUCAUUUUCCAUCUUUAGAUUUUGCCUACAAGUGGAAGCAUUAUUUCUUCAUGUGAGAAAAGGGAGAGGCAGAUAUAGCUUCAUGCUGCAGCAGGUAGAUGAUGUUUUAUUUACCCUGGGAUAGAUUGGAGAGUGACUUGCCCUGUCUGCUGAAUGGACAGAUACAUCUUGAUCCCAACAGAUACAACCUCAGAUGUCUUGGAUGGACAAAGCUGAUGAGAUCCACACAUGUCAAUUAACAAAAUCAGUUGCCGUUUCAUUUGGUGAUUACAGUUUAACCCUUUAAGGACCAAACUUCUGGAAUAAAAGGGAAUCAUGACAUGUCACACAUGUCAUGUGUCCUUAAGGGGUUAAGGUGAUCUUCACCUAACUUGGCAAUAAAGUUAAACUUUAUUUUUUUUUCAGGGAAACUACUCUUCCUCUUGCACAGAUUAAUUUUAACUGGGCUCCCAAAAAUGAAAAUUUUGGCCUUGAUUUGACACUGUUGGAUACAAUUUUAAAGUGAUUUAAUAUUAUGAAAAAUAUUUUAAUUUUGUAAACUUUUUAUUUAGUGACAUGUUUGUAUAUAUUCAAGAUAUAUAUUUUUUUUUCUGUCUUGAGUCUCAGUCAAGUAGGUGUAAGUUUAUCUUCCUAGUUCAUCUUCUCUUACAGAGUGAAUAGUUGUGAUAGAUCCAUAGUUUUAUUAAGUGUUCUUGCAUAGCAAGACCACUUAAUGUUAUCUCACAUAUAUAUUAUUCUUAUUCUUAUUAUAGCCAAAUUUACCACCCUAACUCCUCCCACAGUUUUUACACUACAUAGACAGUAAUAUACCGAAACAUGCGGAUUGUUCCCGAUCGGAUUGCUAUUACUUUGUGGAACUUUUCGCCGAAUGGUUAACGGAAUAUCAUCGUUCUUGUGGCGAAAUUGGUCCCAUAGGAAUGAAUGGCAAAAUGUUCAAAACUAGAGUGGGAGCUGGCAAAAGCUAAAAAAUCAGGACAUGAUUUCUAAACUGCCACCACUCCCUCAUUUGCCUACCUACACAAAUCAUAUAUCAAAACGUUCGCCUAUUCCUGCUGCCUCUAAAAAUGUCCACGGCUAUUUGUUUGACCAUUUGUUUGCAACUCACGCCGUCCAUUGACAUUCAUUGAAACUCCACUCUAGCCAGAUUAAACUUCAAGGGCAAUUUCUAAACUGCGGCUGUGCCUUCAUAGUUAAUAUUUCAGUGAAGUGAGGUAGCCAAUAGUAGAUGUCCACUUACUAUGAAUCAUGUACUAAUUAUUCAGGACGUUGUGGAACUUGUUAUACCUUUUGAGGUAUACAUAUCUGCCCAGUUGUGUAGAAGCAUGCGGUUGUAUGCAGUGAAGCUUAUUUGUUUUAAAACCACUUACUAUUAUAUAUUUACCAAGCUGAACUUUAAGGUUCCAGUAAUUCCACGGUUCUUAAAGAAAAAAAAUAGCAUAAUGGGAACGGAUGUCUCCAUUACUGCAACCAAACAUUAACUAGUAGCUACAAUAAAUGGUCCAUGUACAAUGAUGUUUGUCUGUCAUAAUACACAUUUAGGAUUUUCUUUUAUUAAGUCGAGAAUCAUAUUAUCAGUAAUCAUUAUAUAUAUAUAUAUAUAUUUUUUUUUUAUGGAAAAAGUAUACUUCUUGUGCAUAAAUUACAUUUCGAUUAAGAUAUCAGCAGAUAAGUGAGCCUUGUUUUGGGCCUACUCGCCAUAAUUCCUUGUUUUCUAGUAGGUCCUGUGGCAUUUUUAUAGUAAUCAUGGGUUCUCAAGGGGUUUAUAUAAAUCCUAUAUUCAAAGGAGGAGAGUUUCCACUUUUGAAUAAGAGGUCUCAUGAUCCCCAUGAUCAAUUUACAUAUAGUAAUUCGAUGUAAUUUGUAUCUUCAUAAAAGUCUUGAUUUUUCAGUAAAAAAUUAUUGUAACGAAUUUUUACUAAUCAUGUUUUUGUUUUUCCACUCAGCUCACAAUAAUCUUCAAGAACUUCCAGGAAUGUGUAGACCAGAAAGUUUACCAAGCUGAAAUGGAUGAGCUUCCUGCAGCUUUCAUAGAUGGUUCAAGAAAUGGUGGGGACAAGAGUGGAGCAAACAGUUUGAAAAUCAUUGAGAAAGUGGCUGGUCAGCAUAUUGAGAUACAAGCCAAGUACAUUGGAACCACCAUUGUAGUUCGACAGGUGGGCCGGUACCUUACCUUUGCUGUGCGGAUGCCAGAAGAAGUUGUGAAUGCUGUAGAUGACAAAGAUAAUCAGGGUCUUUACUUGUGUCUCCAUGGUUGCCCUCAAAAUCAACAGAUUGACUUUAGAACCUUCCAUUCUCAAACCCCUGAAACUGGUCUUAGAAAGCAUGGGGCUGGAUCUAAUGCUCCUUCAUUCACUCCUAAAAUGGCAGGAGCCAAGUGCAAAGAAAAACUUCCAGUAGAGGACCUUUAUUUCAAGUCUUGUGUGUUUGAUCUUCUAACCACAGGAGACGUGAAUUUCACCUUAGCUGCUUAUUAUGCCUUUGAGGAUGUGAAAUUAUUACAUUCCAACAAGGACAAAAUCCACUUGUUUGAAAGGACCACUGAUUUGGGACCUGGAAAUACAGCUUCUCAACAAGACAUGGUGUUUACGAAGAUACUAGUGGUUUUAAUGUGUUUGGUUCAGUGCAGUGCAGUGUUGCUGUGAUUUUUUAUAUGUUUACUGUGUAAAUCCUUGCGGGAUAAAAUGAGAUUAUGACUAUUGUAGAGGUGCAGUCCCAAUUGCCAAGAUGCAUUCCUUAAUUUCAAAGCACUCAAUGUAACAACGUCUACAUGAUCUAGUUUCAUAAUUUAUUUUCUAUAUUUAAUAGAUGGAUUUCUAUAUAUGAGAGUCUCUAACCAUACAUAUAUGGCAACAUGUUCUUGGAAUACUGACCUUGUUUAUAGAGUUUUAUACCCGUAGCUGUUUAUCUGGCCCCCAUUCCACACUAGAAGAAAAUAUAUGGAACUAAAUUGUUAGUCUUAUAUUGAAUGGUUUGAUUCAGAUUAAGAGUAGUUGGAGUUAAUCCAGUAAAAUGUGGAUGCAACAAAACAAUGUAAAGAAAAUAGAUGUUUUUGACUAGGAUCAUGCAUAUAUUUGACAUAAAACAACUGUUGCUAAUAUGUAGGUGCUUCACAAUUGUCACCAUUACCUAGAAUAGCUUAUAUGCAUCAAUACCUCAUUAACAGAACCAACAGUUUAUAGGCCCAUGGGGCCGGAAAACAGUCUCAUGGCAAACACGUGGUACUGCAGACAUCCGAAAGGCUGUGUACUGUGCAUUUGUGAACGUGGCUUUGUGUUUCUUAAUAAGCUGUUAAUGCAUGCACAGUUAGUGAUGCUCGCACAGUGUAAUACGCCGUAUCGGAAAUGGCCAGUAUAUCAAAGGGAAUGCAGAGGAGGUGUGAGUGGUUUUCAAAGUCCCAACUUCCACUUCUCUGCUGUUUGUUGCUACUCUAUUAUCUUUAUAGCCAAGAGAACGUACAGAACGUAAAUAAAGCUCUUGUUACUGGAGGGUUUCCUUCCUAUGACAUUACUUCAGUUUAUCCCUGCAGGAGUAGGAGAAGGUUGUUAGUCAUGUGCAAUCCCAAUAUUGGUUGGUUGCACACAUUGUAAGACAGUGUGAGUGAAGUCCAUCCAUUGGCAUUUCUGUAAUUUUACAGCCAUUGGGAUUGGAUCUCUGCAAGACACCCUCAAAGGAGAGGCAGUAGGCGCUGUGAUCCUCAUUACAGUAUGGCCAAUGUAGGAGAAGCAGUGGUGGGCAGAGUUCUGUUAACACAUGCGACCAUAGUGCACAACAUUUACUGGUGUGGCGUGGAGCUAUUAUACAGUGUAAAUACAGCCGUAGAAAUCUCAUGUAAAGCAAAGAAAUGCAAUGUGUCUUGGAUGUAAUUUAUGUUGUCUCUAAUAUAUGGAGCUCUUGUGGUGUCACUGUUUGUAUAUGUAUAUCUAUAUCUCUCUCUCUAUAUAUAUAUAUAGAUAUAGAUAUAGAUAUAAAUAGAUAUAUAUAUAAAGAUGUAAUUUGUUCCCGUGUAUGACACAACUACAAAAACUGCAUGUGUUUACUACUUUUUUCCCUUGACAUUUGUUUUAACUUCUACACUGUAGGUGUUAUGUCAGGGCUGGACAAUAUUUUGCCCUCUAAUUGCAGUUUGAGAUUACAACUCCUAGCACCUCAGACAGCUGAUCUAAGAUAACGAGAUAGUGUUAGAGAAAAGAAAACCUAUAGGAUAGUUCUGAAGUACUCUCCUAAUAGCCAUUACCCAAUGGGGCUAUCUGGUCAACCUAAGCUAAUGGCCAAAGGUGGACAGUAUGCUGGGAACUGUAAUCAUAUAACAGCUGGAAAACCUUGUUUCACCCAGUCUUACAUCAUUUGUUAAGUAAUAUUUUUCGAUGCGGUUACUUCAAAUGUUCUGACAGCCAGAGACAUGGUGUGCUGUACAUUUUGAGGGGAAAUAAUAGAAUAGCAUAAUAUCAUAAUUUCCCGGUACAUGAUAAAUUCUGCCUCCUUUUCCCCCCGAAAUACUGUUUUCUUAAAAGGGAGUAUGUCUUCUGUUAUUUAGAGUGGGUUAGCAUUAUAAAUGAAUGUUGUUGAAGUUAAAUUGAUCUUCCUCUAGUUGAUGCCUUUUUUAUGGCAUCAUUGAGUUUAAAGGGUUAGAUUGCAGACCAGGUAAAUGCAGACCUAGAAAAGAGUAGCUAUGUGUUAGCCCUUACCCUAUGUAAAUAGUGACACUGGCAACACUCAUCCCCUCUUCAUAGGAAAGUAUUAUACCUAAACCAUAGUGGUACCCAUUCCCUUCUCUGCUAGAGGUCCCAUAAAUAUUUCUUCUAAGAUAAAAACAGAUACCCAGCCAUUUGAAAUGAAGUAAUAUAUCACAAACAAAUUAAACAUCUGCCCUCAUUACAUCUGUCAUUUGCACUCAAUUGCCAUGCUUCUGUAUUGUAGAAACAUGUUCACUCACAGCUACUCAAUGAACUGCUUUUUGUAUUAUUUGUGCAUUUGUGUGGGGUCAACAAUCACACCUCAAUAAUCCGCUGCUCUUAUCAGCUCAGACAUUUAAUUUCUAUUGGAUUCAGUAGCUAAGAAUGUCUUGUAUGGCGAUCAGAUCGCCUGCCAUGUUUAUGAAGGUACUCUUUAAAUGUAAUCUGCAUUUUACACAUUACAGCCCUGCAGUAUGCAUUUAAGUGUUCCUAAAAAAAAAGUAGCCAAUAAGAUUGGUUUAAUCCAGAUAUGGGUAACCUUGGCACUGCCAGUGUAGUUAAAGUAAAUUCAUCACAAUACUCAGUGUUUGAAAUGUAGCUUGCAAACAUCUCCAGUGCCAGUUAGUCAUUCCUGUCUUGAGCUCUUGUCUGUAAAACAUCCUACUAUCUUUGAAAUUGAUAUCCACUCCAAAUUAUGCAUUUUUGGGCAUUUAACCUUUUUGUACAUAACAGAUCUAAUUCUGUUCCCACAACAGUGCCCAUGAUUCUAUAUGAAUUUCCUUUUACACACCCAACGUAAUACUAACAUUUGAUGUUGUGGUUCACCACCCUGAUUCCAAAUCACAGGAAAAAAAAUCUUUGCUGGAAAUCCCUGUCGAGUAAUGAAAAGUGAAGCACUUUAUUUUGGUUGUGUUUGACAAGUUAUCUAGUUAAAUGUAAGCUAAGAUAGACCCAACAGAUGUACAGAUAUUGCACAAGGGAAAAAGGGAAAACAGUUUUGUGUUCCUAAAAAUGUGCAUAUUAACAUGCCUCAUGUAGAUAAUGUAAAUUAUUUAUUGAAACAAAAUGCAAGUAAAGGUUUUUAACAUUGUCUCUGGUGUUCUGGUUUGAUUAUUGUUUGUUUUGUGUCUUAUUUCAAACUUGAUUCAGUUAAAAGCAGUCUCCGAUCCUCCUGUAUUUUGUUAAUUCUUUGAAUUAAAGUUACCUGAUCAUCAUGUAGGACAUAUAAUUGCUUGAUUGCCUUAUUUUUGCAUAGCAUAUGAUUCAUGCAUACUAUCCGGUAGUGUUUAAAACUGUUGCACAGCCUCAUGUGAAAUUCACAAGAUCUGAGACCCAAAGAAACUGCAAACCCACCCUUUUCUCUGAAACAGAAAUGUUUUACAUUGCAGAGUUAAGUGGACAGGGACACUGCACCCAGA